Messenger RNA from Podarcis lilfordi (Lilford's wall lizard), 48253 nucleotides. The record is from the annotation of a GenBank genome assembly. NCBI's taxonomy places the organism in Eukaryota, Metazoa, Chordata, Lepidosauria, Squamata, Lacertidae.
UUCGUUUGCAUAAUUCUCUGCCAAAAGAAAAGGCUGAUUGUGUGCAUGUUGCAACAGGGUUAGAGGGGGAAGUGAUUGGUGAAGUGAGAAGAAAAAGCUUAAGCAAGGUCAUUCCUUGGCACAAUCAGGAGAGGCUAAGUGGAUGUAGCAGAGACUAAAAGGCAACCAGGCAGAAUCCGUUUGCAAAGGGUGUCAACCCUUUGCAAGGCUCAGCUAACGAUGCCACAUUUGCUGAGCUAUACUGCUCUGCUUCUGCUAUGGAUAUGUUGCUCUGCGCAGAAGGGUAAGUAGUUGAAUUUUAAACCGAUGCAGAAAAUAGAUCUCAGUGUUCGAACGAUGUGGUUGAUACAUCUGUAUUUUACUUCUCUAAGGCUGCAAUCCUAAAUACUCCUAAUUCAUUGGGAUUUGGCUAUAAGAGUUAUACAAGUUCCAGAGUCAUUCCUUUCAGAUUUCCAUUGUGCAGUUAAAGAUGUGAGUGGUUUGACUCAGCUGUAGUUUCAGGGAUGCUUGAGAAGAGAGCUGUGCAGUGUGACCCUAAACACGUUUAUUCAGAAGUAUGUCCCGCUAAUUCAAUGGGUUUUUCUCUCAUGUAAUUGUUCUUACCAUCUUAUCAAGGUGGGAGUUCUACUAGCAUUGUAACCCACCCUGCCUCCAGAGCAUCAGAAAUGAAGACUUGGACCAUAUUAAGAGGCACUUUUGUGUGCAUGCAUGGUGAUGCUUGAGCCUCAGCUGUAAACCAGUUAGGAGUAAGUUCCGUUGAACACUCUGGAUUGCACUGCAACUUCUGAGUAGACUGCAAAUUCUACAUUGUUAGUAUGUAUGAAAUGGUAGAACCACCCAGCUGAAAAUACUCCGUAUUAAGUAGAAACCAAUUUUCCAUCUCACUGAACUUUGAGAGUGUGUGUUGUUAUGCACAACUGAAGUGUGAAUAGAAAACAAGGAGGCUAAAAGCAGGUAUAUGGAUCCAAGAAAUUUUGCAUAAACAUAGAAGGGAGAGGGUUUUGCAUAUUCAUUUGCUUUGCAAAAAAGAAGAAGGAGAGGUGCCUUUGAUGUCAUUGCUGAGGUUUUGUCUGUAUAGGUAUGAUGACAUAGGGCAGCAUUUCUGUACCUUUAAUGGUUGUAUCAAAGAAGGUAGGUGUAGCUUUGUAGGUGUAGCUGUUAUGGUUGGGGACUGCAUUUGCUGAAAGGUGGAGAAGCAAAUGCUACAACAUGUUGGAAAUGUGGCUUAACACCAGCAGCCUAUAAUGUAUGUAUGGUGGUAUUAUGCACUAUGCAAUGAACAUGUAUGUCCCAAAGCAGGGGAUAUGGUUAGGAUGGGGGAUAACCUUAGAAAAAAUAUUGUUUUGGCAAGCAAAUUCCAGCUGGUCACUAAUGUUUGGAAGUAUUUCUCGUACAAUGUGACCCCCCCACACACACACAUACUACACUGUGGUUUUUCACUGCCCCACAGUUGGGGCCCACUCAAGUUAUUGCCUGAGGUACAGCAGAAAAUGGCAUCUCUCCAUAGUACCUAAGGCCAGUAGAGUUAUUUUAGCAUCUUACAUAGAAAAAAACCCAUAAACACUCUCCUCUACUCUGGGAAGGAAAAUGGAACAACAAUAAAUUAAAUAACUAACCAUUUGCUACCUUUUCAUCGUGCCCAGUAUUAGCCAGCACACUGUGCCAGACAACGGUGGUUACUGUGGGCAUAGAGGGCCACUUUUGCAAGUAUUAUGUGGCUGUUGCGUAGUCAGUGCUUGAAACCUUGUGAGCAUCACUGGGUAGCCAUUUUUGACAGCAUUCCCAUGGCAACUGUAAUGUGUGAACCAGUCCUAAUUUGUGCACUCUGCCUCCAACCCCCCCCCCUCUCUCUCUCUCUCUCACACACACACACACACACACACACCACCAGCUAGAAUAUUCAGAUCUUGCCUUGUAAAUACCCUUAUAUUGCCAUGAACUGCAAACCUCGAUUGGAAGUCGACAUUGGGCAAGAAUGUAGUUAAUCAUUAGUUACGAGAGAGUCAGGCUAUGCUCCUUUUUGUUAGUGCUCAAGUCCAAUUCUUCAUGCUGUGCUCCCAGGUAUAAUGGAACAAAUAAUAUUGUAGACUUCCGUUUAUAUCUGUUGCUCAUCGGAUAUUCUUGUGGGUGGUAAUGGGGAAAUAAGUGAGUAUUUAUGAGAUAAGAAUUCUUCGUCUGCAGUGUUGAUCAGGAUUCCUGUUUAGAUUAAAAUAACCAGGAACAGCAAUCUUUUCCAUGCUGUCAAAUCACAAAGAGUUGUUGCUGAUAACUGUUUUGAAAACCAUUCUUCACCCAGAAUGUUUUCUAACAUGUUCUGAAAUGUUUCCAUUAUAUAAAGGCAAAGGAAGGCAUGCAUGUUUGUGGAUCUUUUUGAAAAGCAAAAUUCAUACAUUUAAAAUCUGAAAAGAAGCUGAAAGCCCAUGGCUGUUAUGCUUCUAAGGCUAUUAGCCAGCAGGGCUGCAUGCUAUGCAAGAGCACUUAGCAGGAGCUAAGCUGAAAUUCCUUAGGACCCUAUUUUCUGAGAGAAAUUUCCGAGAUCCCCCCCCCUUCCCCUCCUCAACUCCUGGCAGAAAAGGAAGGCACCCCCACAACCAAAUUUCCUCUGAAUAGUCUUCACCCUAUUUUUGUGGCAACUUUCACACUUCCCCCCAACCCAAAGCUCUGGCAUGGCACUAGACAUUGUGGAGAAGGCAAAAAUAGUGGGUGGGUUGUCGACACCAUUGCCUCUGCUCCUGUAUAAUAAUAAUAAUAAUAAUAAUAAAUAAUAAAUAAUAAUAAUAAUAAUUUUUUAUUUAUACCCCGUCCAUCUGGCUGAGUUUACCCAGCUACUCUGCGCAGCUCCCAAUCAAAUGUUAAAAAUAGUACAGCAUUAAAUAUUAAAACUUCCCUGAACAGGGCUGCCUUCAGAUGUCUUUUAAAGAUAGAAUAGCUGCUUAUUUCCUUCACAUCUGAAGGGAGGGUGUUCCACAGGGUGGGCGCCACUACUGAGAAGGCCCUCUGUCUGGUUCCCUGUAACCUCACUUCUCGCAAUGAGGGAACCGCCAGAAGGCCCUUGGCGCUGGAUCUCAGUGGGGCUGAAUGAUGGGGGUGGAGACACUCCUUCAGGUAUACUGGACCAAGGCCAUUUAGGACUUUCAAGGUCAGCACCAACACUUUGAAUUGUGCUCGGAAGCGUACUGGGAGCCAACGCAGAUCUCUCAGGACCGGUGUUAUGUGGUCCCGGCGGCCAGUCCCAGUCACCAGUCUAGCUGCCGCAUUCUGGAUUAAUUGCAGUUUCCGAGUCACCUUCAAAGGUAGCCCCACGUGGAGCACAUUGCAGUAGUCCAAGCGGGAGAUAACUAGAGCAUGCACCACUCUGGCGAGACAGUCUGCGGGCAGGUAGAGUCUUAGCCUGCUUACCAAGUGGAGCUGGUAGACAGCCACCCUGGACACAGAAUUAACCUGCGCCUCUGUGGUUUAAAGUGACCACAAUGAGAAGCCUAAGAUAGAAAGGAAGGAAAACAUUGUGCUACUGCUAACAGUGAGUCUCACUCCUAUUAGAGCUGACUCCUGUUGGAAAAUGUCUUCUCCCUGUGAUGAAAUUUGCUGAAGUGGCCCUUCCGUCUUCUUCAGCCACAACUGAAGUGGAGAAUUCCAAGAGACAAUUUGUACAGGGCUCUAAAUUAUAAUGCAAGCCUGUGAGGCCCAGUAAACUAGAUCUCUCUCUCUCUCUAUGUCACUGUAUAAAAUUGCCUCUUCCUUCUCUCCACUACUCCCCUGCUAUCACAUCAUUAAGGCUGUGGUGCAAGUAUGGGAACACUUCUCAUGUGUACAUGCCCCGAAGCCCAGUCCCUUUGGCUCUUAAGAGCUGCUGUACGAAACGAAAGUGUUUGCCCUGAGGGGAGUGGGAGAGAGCUGUCGAACCAGCUGCAGUUGGUAAAAAGGCAUUUCUAGCCCCCGAGGCUACUUGAGCCUCUAGUGGCAGAACUGGAUGCAGAAGAACCCCCUACAAAGUGCAAGUCCUUUCACAGGGAGUGUGACCCCAUUCAAGGUAGGCAACCGACCAAUUUCUCAGACAUAGGAACGACUCACCCACAGUGCCAGGAUUCAAGCUCAGCUUGUUUUUCCGCAUCCAUUUCACCACUGCGUCCCGGCAGUGGUCCAGGGACUUUGCAGCCUCUCCUGAUUCAGAUGUUAUGGAGAAAUAGAAUCAUACAAUCAUAGAAUCAUAGAGUUGGAAGAGACCACAAGGGCCAUCGAGUCCAACCCCCUGCCAAGCAGGAAACAGAGUGUCAUCUGCAUACUGAGGGCAUCUAACCCCAAAACUCCUAAUGACUGCUCCCAAUGGCUUCAUGUAGAUAUUAAAUAGCACUGGAGUGUAAUAGUUCCAUAUAACACCGGUCCUGAAAGACCUACAUUGGCUCCCAGUACGGUUCCAAGCACAAUUCAAAGUGUUGGUGCUGACCUUUAAAGCCCUAAAUAGCCUUUGCCCAGUAUACCUGAAGGGGUGUCUCCACCACCAUCGUUCAGCCCAGACACUGAGGUCCAGCGCCGAGGGCCUUCUGGCGGUUCCCUCACUGUGAGAUGUGAGGUCACAGGGAACCAGGCAGAGGGCCUUCUCAGUGGUGGCACCCUCCCUGUGGAACGCCCUCCCUUCAGAUAUCGAGGAAACAAACAACUAUCUGACUUUUAGAAGACAUCUGAAGGCAGUCCUGUUUAGGGAAGUUUUUUUAUGUUUGAUGUGUUAUUGUGUUUUUAAUAAUCUGUUGGGAGCCAUAUAAGUAAUAAAUUAUUGUUAUUAUUAUUAUUAUUAUUAUUAUUAUUAUUAUUAUUAUUAUAUCCCCUGCGGCACCCCAUAAAGUAGCCACCAGGGGCCCAAAAGCUAUGCUACACUCUAGACUUGGUCCUAAAGGUAGUAUUGGAAGCACUGUCAUACCACAAUUCCCAUUCCCCAGACUUGGUUCAAGAGGAUGUCAUGGUCUAUGGUCUCAAACACGGAUGACUGAUCCAGAAGCUGGAACAAGGUCAUAAUCCCCUUGUCCCACUCUCUGCAAAAAGGUCAUUCAUCAGUUUGACCGAAACGGUGGCCAGGUCUGAACCCAGAAUGGAAUGGAUCUAAAUAAUCUUUGUCCUCUAAGAAUGCUUGGGGCUGCCCCACCACGGUCCUCUCCACCCCCAGCCCUAAAGGGGCUUGUUGCAGUUGGUUGCCACACCCCCUGCCCCCACCUGCCUUGCCCCACCCCCUGUUCCUGGGACUCCUCAUGAAGGAGCUGUCCCUGAAGGAAGAACUGUGAGGGCCUCCUUCCACCUGCCUUGCUCUACCCUCUAGUUUCUGCUUCUCAAUGUGUAUUGUAUUAUUUUAUGUAAUGUGGCUUCCCAUUAUUUUAUUGAUUACAGUUUAGAUAUUUAUUGUAACUGCUGAGUGGAUUUCUGCUUAACUUUUAUAUGUUGAUAUUAUUAUUUUAUACUAUUCUAAAGAUUGUUGAAUGUUACUUUUUUGAUGUAGGUUGCCUAUUUUAAAGUUGUUUUAUUAUCACAUUUUUGUAUUGCAUUAGAUUGUUAUAAGAUGCACAUUUUUUGUUUCUUCAGCUUGUAAACCGCCUUGAGUAUUGUAAGAUAGAAAGACGGUAUACAAAUUAAAAAUGAUGAUGAUAAUGAUGAUGAUGGGCCAACUGCAUUGCAGGGGAUUAGACUAGAUGACUCUGGGGUCCCUUCAAACUCUACAGUUCUAUGGUUCUAUGGACAGGGGUCUAGGGGGCACGUGGUCGGACACAUUGCCUUGACUACAUCAGCUGAUUGCAGAAGGUGAAACUGACCCUGCAAAGCAUCCUCGAUAACAGCACUGCAUACUGUAUUGGCCCAAAUAUAAGACCCGCUUCAGGGUGGCAGUGCUAGGAGGCAGGCGCACUCACUUCCGAAUAUAAGCCACACUUUAACUUUUCACAGUCGGAAUUUGGAAACAAAAAGUGUGGCUUAUAUUCGGGCCAAUAUGAUAUUUCAACCGGAGCUUCAGCAAGUGCAGAGUCAAGAUCACUCCAAAGUUGAGUGACUUAAUCCUCAAAGUGUGCAGCCAGUUGGUCGCAGUGGGUCUUUGGGGGAUCCACAGGUUCCUCCCCUACACAACACAUUCCUUCACAUGCUACUUGUGAGCUUUCAGUGGGAUAUCACUGGCUGCUGUUGGAUACAAUGCAUUCGUGCAAACAGCCCCAUAGGAAAGAUUCUCAUCUGCCUUGCACUUUAAACGCUAUUGAUUGCCUGCAGAAUGGAAUUUGGGCAUUCUCAGAUCGUGCCCAGAGGUGUAGCGGUGUUAGUCUCUUGCAGCAAAAACAGCAAAGAGUCUUCUGGUGACUGGAUAGCUCAGUUGGUUAGAGCAUGGUGCUGGUCACACCAAGGUUGCAGGUUUGGUCCCCAUAUGGGACAGCUGCAUAUUCUGACAUUGCAGAGAGUUGGACCGGAUGAUCCUCAGAGUCCCUUCCAUCUCUACUAUUCUAUGACUCUAACUUAAAGUAUAGCAUUUAUAAUGCCAUGUACCUUUGCAGACUGAAGUCCAUCAAAUUCAUGAAGUGUCAUUGAGUUGCAUGGUUUGUUGGGGAGAGGUGGACCUGUAAAUAGUGAGGUUGGAGGCAAAAUGGUGAUGAUGAUGCUAUCGGCCAGGACAAUUUGCAAAAAAUAAUUACUCACAUGAUUUCUCAAAUCAUGAAAAAGUUGGAGACUUUUUUUUUACAGAGAAAUAUCCGCAUAUCAAACAAAAGAAACAAAUCUUGAAAAAUAAGUAGAAGAAAACAAGUUUGAAUGGGUCUUUCAUAGUCUUUAGUCAGACAGUGCAUCCUUUGGAUAGUAUGACUGCACCCUCUAGUGGGAGCCACAGUACUAUAUAAAAUCCAACUGCACACUUGAAAAAGAGAGAGCUGAAUCUUUUUUCAAUAAUAGUCUGAGGCUAUGUUCCAGUGACUACAAAUGUAGUAUUAAGUCAGAUGAAUCAGUUUCAUUCCUAAACCACUGAGCUCACGUAGCCUUGUGUAGGAUCAUGCCGUUCAGUUAAUUGAUUGGCAGAGCAAUCUGAAUUGCCUUGCACUAGUCUGAUUUUGUAUGGGAUGUUAGGGGAGGAAGAGUACCUCUGGUAGGGGGCAAUCGUGCCUGUUCUGGGGUAGUUUGACCAUAGUUGGUCUCCACCCUGCACUCAGCUCUCGCCUGUGGCUCCUAGAAUAAGACAAGCUCUAAUGGAUUGAGUGGAUGAGGCCAACAGUGGGUCCAAUGGUCAUGAAGGUGAUUUCUGCACGUGCUGUAGAAAGAAGUGAGGGGCAAUGAAGUUUGUCUAGGACAGCGGUUCUCAACCUGUGGGUCCCCAGAUGUUGUUGGACUACAACUCCCAUCUUCCAUAGGUAGCAAGGCCAGAGCUCAGGGAUGAUGGGAGUUGUAGUCCAACAACAUCUGGGGACCCACAGGUUGAGAACCGCUGGUCUAGGAGAAGGAAGUCUCUGAUCCUAAACCUCCACUGCCUUGUGGGAUGUCUUCAGGAGAGGAAAAGGCUAAGCAGUAAACACUACACAAAUCCGGAGUAGAGUCCCUAAUUUGGUUGAAUGGCACCUUGUACACCUCCUUCCGGCAACUCCUGCAGCCAGGUUGGUGCUAAAAGUAUUGCUCUGUUUUCCUUUGGACCACAUCAGCAUGGCUAGUCUCAGCAGCCCAGGCUUGCACACCACAGAGGUCACUUCAGUGCUGCUAAUGUGGCAAUCUAACUUCACCCCCCAGAAGCAGACUCCAUUGUCUCUCGAGACAGACGGAUGCCAACAACCUUUAAAAUCCUCGGCCAGUAAAGCGAGAUGAGCAUCGCAACCCCAGAGUCAUUCACGACUGGACUUUACUGUCAGGGGUCCUUUACUUUACUUUAUUGCAUUGCAUCUAACUGGGUGGGGUGUAGGUCUAAGAAACUUAAUUCUUGACUAAGCCUCCCUGAAGAAUACUCCUGGAACAACCUUUUUAGACUCAAAUUAUCUUGAUCAAUAUUAGCCCGUUAUUACUGUCACCUUCCUGGGUAAGGUAUUCAAGUGAUUAGUGUCCUUGCCGAAUUAGUGUGUUGCCGAAUAAGACCAGUAUUUUGUGACAAUCCCAGCAACGGGGUAUUCUGAACACUUUCCACUGAUGGACAGCAACAUACUUUCUGUUCAAACCUGACUUAUAGUACAAUGAAGGGAGGUUAGGUAGCAAUCACAAUUACGAAGCCAGCGUUUUUAUUGCUUUAUUCAUUGGAAUCCUCAGUUCUUGCUCUUUUUUCUUCAGAUACUUUAAAUGUUAGUGUACAGGACCUGGAAGUCAUGCUUGAUUGAUGCUUUCCCCCCCCCUCACUUGUAUCUAGGUGGAAAUGACUGUGGACCACCCCCAAGAAGAGACCGUGAAGAACUUGCAAAAUUACCAGGCAAACCAUCCUAUUCCCAUGGGGAAGAAGUAAUCUACAACUGCCGGCCUGGAUACAUAAAACUUGGGCGUCUUAGAUUUCAGUGCAAUGAUGGAGAAUGGGUGCAAUCUGUACCACAUGUGGAAUGCAGGAGUAAGUAAAAGCAUAACUUUGUAGAAUUCAGAAUCACAGGCAAUUGAAAUAUUUUGAGCAGUUAAUUUUUUUCUCUUUGUGAUAAUCAUUGGGAUGACUCACUUUUUUUAGCAUUCUAACAGAGACCACAAGGUUCUAUUUCAGUUUGUAGGCACUAUCUCUCUUUUUUUGUUUGACAUUUGGAUUCCAUUAUUUGUUUCCACUCAGAGAGGUGGAGAAAUAUUAUCGUUUUCCUUUUUAACUGAAAGCUGAAUGCUACCUACACUACUUCUCUUCUCCUUCUUCUUUGGUGAUCACUCAUAGCCAAGUAAGAUUGUCUUCCAUAAACAUGGUUUUAAAAGUGAGUCUGUACGUGACUGUGGAGGCCAGUUCUGGAUCCACACGUCCUUCCACAGUGGGGACAUAGGUUUCUGGGUGGGAGUUGAUCACUGUGAGGGUUUGCAAGCGUGCCUUCCUCUUAGCGCAUUUCUCUCUUUCAUCCUGAGUUCAAGCAUCUUCAAAGCCCGUGACACCUUUGGUAAAGGCUGUUCUCCAAUUGGAGGGCUUGCAGGCCAGUGUUUCCCAGCUGUCGGUGUUUAUACUACAUUUUUUAAGAUUUGCCUUGAGAGAGUCUUCGAACCUCUUUUGUUGACCACCAGCAUUACGCUUUCCAUUUUUAAGUUUGGAAUAGAGUAGUUGCUUUGGAAGAUGAUAUUCAGGUAUCUGCACAACAUGACCAGUCCAACAAAGUUGAUGUUGAAGAAUCAUUGCACACACAAACACGGACACACACGGAAGCUGAGGGCCAAAUACAAUGUUCUGAAGAAAAGUUGUUUGCCACCACAAACAGCUUCGUAUCUCCCUGGUUAUGACUUCUAAAAGAAGGUGCUUGAAGCAACUUAAGACUUCCACCCCAAUUUUUCUACAAGAGGCACCUGGUGAAUCAGAGCAGGAGUGGGGGAAUUUUGAGCUCAGUGAUGUUGAAUGUCUUCUAUUUCUUCAUGGAGAGACAAGAUGCAAGGCUGUUCUUCACAAUCUCAUAUAUUCCUCCUAACAUUGCAUGGUUCUCAAAUGCCAUGUUUUUCUAACCAGAAGUGUUAUAAUGCAUUACAUUUCAUUUUUUUUAAUUUUCAGAAAAGCCAUGCGGACAUCCUGGAGAUAUUCAGUCUGGCUCUUUUGAUAUUGUUAAUGAAAAUGAAUUUGUCUUUGGCGCUCGUGUUGUGUAUCGAUGUGAUGACGGGUAAGUCUCCCCUCCCUCCUUCAGAUAUUUAAUCAUGGUAGUAUUUUUAGGACAGCUGCUUUAUGAUUAAAAACUCUACUGAUUUUUAAAAACUCAUUAAAAAAAAGAGAACAUCAGGUGUAUAUUAUAUUCUUAAAUGGGUGGUUGUACUUGGGUAGUGCUGGGGUGCCUGACUGCUCUUGGGCUAAGGCACCCAUUUCACCAUAAGGUAUUUCAGUCAGAAGAAAACAAGUGGCUGCAAAUUAUUUUUGUCAACUUUGCCUGGUGUGCAAGCUGCAGCUGUUCCUGAAUAUUCGUAUCAUCCCUAGAAACAACUAGAAAAUGCUCUUUCUUUUCCAGAAGCCUCAUCAUGUUUCAAAGUAAUAUUACAGAAGCUGAUGUAAUUCUGAAGCUCAUGUAAUUCUAUAGUUUAAAAAAGUUUCAGUUUAUUUUUAAAAAAUCUUCCAGGUACAAGAUGCUCAGUCAUACAAAUUACCGGGAUUGUCGUGCAGAUGGAUGGAGCAAUGAUGUCCCUCAUUGUGAAGGUAAGUGGACCUUCAGAGAUCUUGACUGAAAUUCAGAGUACAUUGGAAUUGUCUAAGGUUCUCUAAGGUAGCUUCCACCAAUUCUUUUAUUCCCUUUCUCCUUUGUUUUGAAGGCUGGGGAACUCAGAGGAGCUUUCCAGGGUACUGCAACCCUCUGUGUAUUUCUGGAUGUUCUUUUUAUGUGUGCAGGGGGACUGAAUCUGAGCCUUUGUCCUUUAAUUGUUUUACUUGGAGCAAGAAGCAUUUCUCUUUUGUUCGCACAGCUCCCAGGAUUCCAUAGUGUUAUAAAUUUGUUGGUGCCAGACCACCAUAAUCUCCAAGCUGAGCAAGUGUUAGAAUUCAAUGAAGGCUUGGGAUGUUAAAACUGGCUGCCAGACCCAUGUGUAUUAGGCUGUAUGCUAGGCACUUCGAAUCCCCUGGAAUCAGCAAGUGUUCAAAGCUAGUUAAAUUCAGCUAGCCUCCUGUGUUGAGAUGGGCCAUUAAGACAACAAAGGUCAAGGGAACUCAUUGUGAGAUGGCAAUUGGUUGGGGCCUCUCCCUCAAAGAUAAAGCCACAGAGCUUAGGUUAGAAAGGUUAGAGUUAGGUGUUAUAUGAAGGAGAAGCAGAAGAGCUGGAGGGAGAGCACAAUAUUUGAUGCCUGUUUGAAACCAAAGUUGGGUCUAUGGGAGACGCAAGACCCAUUUGGGUGUUGAUGCUGUGAAUCCCUCCAUCAUAGACUCAAGUUCUAUGUAUGUGUAAAUAAACCAUGUAAAACAAAACAGCACAGUCACCCCUGUGUCUCAUUCCCAAAUUUUGAGAAUCUAUUAAUAUUGGUCUACUUUUUUGUGGAGGAAUAGUUUCUUUGCUAAUGGAAACAUUGAUAUAGCUAGUGAUUCAUACUGUAGAUAUUGAAGAUUUACUGAUUUUAAAAGGAAUGUUUGGCUGCUGUGAUAGCCAACACUUUAGGCUAUAAAUUGUAUGUUAGGGCCAAUGGCAAAGAUAAGAAAAACGGAACAGAAAAUCUUGUGUGUAUUAAAUCCACACACAGCCAGGUUUAAUUUUGAUAGAUCUGCUCAAUAAUUCAGUCUGGGCCAGAUGCCUCUCCCAACACAGUGGAGAGAGACAGACGGAAAUAAUCAGAAAAUGAUGGGGGAAUUGCAUUUUCUGCAUUCCUCUUCGGUUGAUAAAUAGUACACUUGAAUGUCUUCUGUUGAGUACAUUCGUACCUUGGAUCCCAAAUGCCCUGGAACACUUCCGAACACCACAAACCCAGAAGUGUUUGUUCCAGUUUGUGAACGUUCUUUUGGAACCUGAACAUCUGACAUGGCUUCCGUGGCUUCUGAUUGGCUGCAGGAACUUCCUGCAGCCAAUCAGAAGCUGCAAUUUGGUUUUCAAAUGUUUUGGAAGUUGAAUGGACUUCUGGAAUGGAUCCCGUUCAACUUCCAAGGUACAACUAUAUUAUGGUUGUAGUAAUUAUGCUACGCAUUUUCUACUGUUUUUCUUGAUCACCUUCAAAAAAUAUCUUGCUAAACUUUGCAUGACGUUGUUAUUUGUUUUAUAGUGACAAAGUGUUUCCCAGUAAAAGCACCAGAAAAUGGAAGAAUCCUUAUGACUGGAGUACAAGACUUAGACCAGGAAUUUCUGUUUGGCCAAGUGUUACGAUUUGAAUGCUCUGCAAGUUUCAAAAUCCAGGGGUCCGAACAAAUCUUUUGCACAGCUCAUGGAAACUGGAGUGAUGAUGUACCAAGAUGUGUAGGUUAGUUGAGAGGAGGGGAUAAAAUGAACAAUCAAAAGCAGCAGAAGAUAUGUUAAAGCUCAGUGCUUAAAGCUCCUUUUGCAUGCCAAAAAUUAUCACCAAAGAGUUUGUAUAAAAUAAUAGGGCUGUUCAUUAAAAUUAGAUCCAUCAAUUCCAUACCCUCCAACAUUUCUCUGAUGAAAAUAGGGAUGUUCUGUUGCAUAAUAUUAAUUUUACUAUUUAUACCCCACAUAUCUUAUUGGGUUGCCCCAGACACUCUGGGCAGCUUCCAACAUAUAUAAAAACAUAAUAACAUUUUUAAAACUAUACAGGAUUAGCUAAAGAUGGCUCGGGGGUCAGAUAACUCCAUACCCUCCAACAUUUCUCUGAUGAAAAUAAGGACAUCCUAAGGAAAAGUGCCAACAAAGGUCCGUAUAGUUAAAGCCAUGGUUUUCCCAGUAUGGAAGUGAGAGCUGGACCAUAAAGAAGGCUGAUCGCAGAAGAAUUGAUGCUUUUGAAUUAUGGUGCUGGAGGAGACUCUUGAGAGUCCCAUGGACUGCAAGAAGAUCAAACGCCUCCAUUCUUAAGGAAAUCAGCCCUGAUUGCUCACUGGAAGGACAGAUUGUGAAGCUGAGGCUCCAAUACUUUGGCCACCUCAUGAGAAGAGAAGACUCCCUGGAAAAGACCCUGAUGUUGGGAAAGAAGGAGGGCACAAGGAGAAGGGGACGACAGAGGAUGAGAUGGUUGGACAGUGUUCUAGAAGCUACAAACAUGAGUUUGACCAAACUGCGGGAUGCAGUGGAAGACAGGAGUGCCUGGCGUGCUCUGGUCCAUGGGGUCACGAAGAGUCAGACACAACUAAACGACUAAACAACAACAACAACAACAACAACAGAAAAGUGGGACAUUCCAGGAUCAACUCAGACACCUGGACAGCUUCUCUAAAUCAGGGACAUUCCUGGAAAAUAGGAACAUCCCUGGGAAAUAGGGUCUGCAGUUCCCAUUAGCUUUACCUAACUAAAUCAAUGAUUUAAUGAGUCUUUGAAUUUAUUGAUGGUGUGUUAACAUGUGUGCCUUAUCACAUGUGAUGUUCAUGUGUACAUGUGCCAUCAAUGGAAGCAUGUCUUGUGAUACUUGGGGGUGAGAAGAUGGUUCACCAUGGGGACACUUUCUUUUUUACAGUAACAGGGGGAGAUCAGCAGUAUAGGUACAAAACCAAGGAUUGUACAUAUUUAUCACAGAAGAAUAAGCAGUAAAUGUGCAACUGCCUAUAACUAUGACCACAGAGUGGAACCUGAAGAGAAAGAGAGGGAGGUGGGGAAAGCUACUGUCAUGUUAUAAAGCAAGAAGAGGUUGCUAGGAAUCUGGCACACUGUAAUAGAGGCCUAGAUUUCAUGGAACAACCCUGACAUGUAAAUUAAAGGGAUUUUGUACAUGCAUAGGUUCCUUUGAGCCCGACAUGGUGUGGUUUCGAAAGCAAGCAACUUGGAUUCUCCUCAACGUUCUCAGUUCAUUGAAAAAUAGCUUUAACGGGGAGGUUUGAGGCUUCCUGUCCUCUCUAGGUACCUGGCUAGAAUGUAAGUAAAUGACAAAGAUGGAGGACAGGCAAGGGUAAAAGGUAGAGAGAGAGGUGAGGGGAAAGCUGAACCAGGCUGGAGCAAUCUUGAUGAGGUCCAGUAAAGACUGAAUGAAGAUUGAACAAUGGGGGCACUCUUAAAUGCUUUAUUUCCUUAAAAGGUGGGGGGAUGUUACUUGACACAACAGACAAGCCAUCUACAAAAAAGAGGUAGGGUGUUUUAAGCUUCCUGUCACAGGUAGUUUAAGAAGCUGCUUGAGCACAUCGUUCUCAGCCAUUGGUGCUGAGUGAAAAAGUAAGAGAUGAGUGUUGUUGUUUAGUCGUUUAGUCGUGUCCGACUCUUCGUGACCCCCUGGACCAGAGCACGCCAGGCACUCCUGUCUUCCACUGCCUCCCGCAAUUUGGUCAAACUCAUGCUGGUAGCUUCGAGAACACUAUCCAACCAUCUCUUCCUCUGUUGUCUCCUUCUCCUUGUGCCCUCCAUCUUUCCCAACGGAGAUGAGUACUUUGUGCAAAUUGGAUAGAGUACCUCUGCCAUCCAGAGUGUCAUGUUCAAACCUGGGGAUGGGGCAACUAGCCUUUCCAGAUGCCGGCUUGUAGAGACAGUGUUUUUGGAAAGGCCAUUUUUGUUCUCACCUGGGCUAAUGAAUGGCCAAAUAUUGGAUUGUGGCCAGGCACAGAAGCAAUCCAGUGUAGAGCAAGGCAUUUUCACGCAUCCAAAAUCCUUAGGCAAUGAGGGCAAGCACAAUUCCAGCAGGGGAGGAGAGGCAAGGUCACCACAGCUCACUUCCUUUGUUGUGCUUCUAUGACAUAGGCAUUCACUUUUCGAGGAAACAAGUCACGAUGCUCAAGGGAAAUGCUCAGGAUGAUAGGGAGGCAGUUGCAGUCUACCCUUGUUGCAGUCGCCGGUAGGGGAGCAUUGCUUUCCUGGCAUCACUGCCAGUUAGAGAAAGGGGAAGGGGAAGGCAGUGAGGAGCUCAGCACAGUGCAGUGGCAGUGCUGGAUUGACUCUGCCACUGCACCUGUGUCACAACUCCCCACUGCCUUGCCCCCCACUCUUGGUUGUUGUUGUUGUUUAGUCGUUUAGUCGUGUCCGACUCUUCGUGACCCCAUGGACCAGAGCACGCCAGGCACUUCUGUCUUCCACUGCAUCCCGCAGUUUGGUCAAACUCAUGCUGGUAGCUUCAAGAACACUGUCCAACCAUCCCGCCCUCUGUCAUCCCCUUCUCCUUGUGCCCUCCAUCUUUCCCAACAUCAGGGUCUUUUCCAGGGAGUCUUCUCUUCUCAUGAGGUGGCCAAAGUAUUGGACCCUCAGCUUCACAAUCUGUCCUUCCAGUGAGCACUCAGGGCUGAUUUCCUUAAGAAUGGAUGCAUUUGAUCUUCUUUCAGUCCAUGGGACUCUCAAGAGCCUCCUCCAGCACCAUAAUUCAAAAGCAUCAAUUCUUGGUAGUUGGCAGCAAUGUAUGAUAUUGGGUAGCCCAGGUGAGCAGUGCCAAACCAUCCACACCAGCUGGCCAGCCACAACUCUGUGUGUGUGUGUGUGUGUGAGAGAGAGAGAGAGAGAGAGAGAGAGAGAGAUAUAUAUAUAUAUAUAUAUAUAUAUAUAUAUAUAUAUAGUGACAAAUUGUCAGUAAAUGUUGGCUAAUAUUGUAUGGCAGUUUGCCUAACAUACACAUUUUUGCAAAGCCAUUUCCCCCUACAUAAUGCAUUUUUGUAUGCUAUUUUCCAAAUAUGUAUGUAAUUUAAUCCACACAGUACCCUAGCAUAUGCACCUUUCUACACAUCAGUUGGCCAGAGAACUGCAUUGCAAAAUUCAGAGCAGUGAGAAUUUCGAAGGAUUUCUGUGUUUUGGUUUCUGUAUUUUUUUGCGACGGCAAAUAACAUUCACGUUCAAAUACAGAUUCACCUUCAAAUAUUGGUAGGAUCAAUUCAUAUUUAAGCAGCUAGGAAAGGUUGUUAAAAGAGAAAAAAGUGGUGUGUCAUUGUGACUCCUAAAGAUUCUUUCAACACCUAGGAAACAUAUGGAAGCUGUUGAGAAUAUUUUAUGUCACUGGGCUUGAAUCUAGUUCACUCCUGAAUGAGAAUAAUGACUUCAGUUCUGCAUUUCGCCUGCUCUCGUGCGUGAUUACGUGACUCCUUCUGAGUUCUGGCACCUUAGAAAUGGGAAUACAGUGAAUUCUUCAUGGAAGAAACUUUUUAGAAACAUUGCAUUACAUCUCUUUUUGUUACAAGUUAACACCUCGUUUCCUGAGAGCCAGUGUGGUGAAGUGGUUAAGAGUGGUGGACUCGUAAUGUGGGGAACCGGGUUCGCUUCUCCGCUCCUCCACAUGCAGCUGCUGGGUGACCUUGGGCCAGUCACACUUCUCUGAAGUCUCUCAGCCCCACUUACCUCACAGAGUGUUUGUUGUGGGGGAGGAAGGGAAAGGAGAUUGUGAGCCGCUUUGAGACUUCUUAGGGCAGUGAUAAAGCGGGAUAUCAAGUCCAAACUCUUCUUCUUCUUCUAAUGCAGAAAUUUUGUUUGUAUUUUGCGGUAGAAAUUACUUGCCAAGAAGAAAACAUCGAUCAUGGAUAUAUACUAAACCCAAAGAAACUUUACAAAGAGGGGGACCGAGUGCACUUCUCAUGUUCUAAUGGGUACAAGCAUGCUGAGAGAUCGGAUGCUACAUGCACUCGGAAUGGAUGGAGUUCAAGACUUGCGUGCAUAGGUUCGUAUGUUUCCAGUUCCUAGAGCUGUCGUCGUUUCAGUGUAACCCUGUGCAUGCUUACUUUGAAGUAAGCCCACUCUGUUGCACAGCUCUCUGAGGGAAUUGUGCACAAGAUUGCAAUUUUAGUCAAGUGGAUUGGAUUAGAUGAUUUAAAAUAGAUCAGAACGUUGUCCUUGGUGAAUCGGGAGAAUGAUUUUUACACCUUUAAAACUAUGCCAUUUUGUGUUUUAUACCGGUAUUUAUUUACUCAUCACUCACAUCUUGCAUAUAGGAGGGAAUGCUCCUUCUACAGUGGUGUCCGGAAAGGCACCUAUUAUUAUUAUUAUUAUUAUUAUUAUUAUUAUUAUUAUUAUUUUGAAUUUAUAUACUACCCAAUAAUCUGGAGGUUUCAGGGUGGUUCACAAAAAACAUCUAUGACAGCAGAAAGGGAAGAGAGGAAGAUCUAGAAUGGCAUUGGCAUGUUGCAGCACUGUGCUUAUAUUAUUUUAAAGGGGAAUAAUAGUUUGGUGAUCCAAGAACAGAAUACGUGUGCUUUUGUUCCUUUUCAUCUGGUGGCUAUGGUCAUAGGAGCAAAGGAAGCUGCCUUAUCCCCAUCUAGCUCAGUCUGGCUCUACAUGGUUUCAAGACAGGGGUCUGUCCCAGCCUGAUCUUCAGACACUGCCUGGGACUUUUGCAUGAGCUUUGACACACACACACACACACACCCCGAUUCAGAAACUGACUGAUUUAAAAAUACGUAUUGUUAAUCAAGUAAGUUUCCUUUAGCAAGUUCUGCUGAUUCUGGUUUUGCAAUCUUUUGCUAAGAUGUUUAGAUGUGAAUUUUAAUCUGUUCUUAUUAUACUGUUUGUCAGGGGUUCAGGGAGAGAGGCACAGGGUAGGCAGGAGAUGGAGAGCGAUGGGGAGGAAUUCCAAGCCAGCGAGGAAGAGGAUGACAAUGGCUCAAGAGAUUCCAUGAGUCUUUCCAGCGAAUCAGAGGAUUCCCAGAAGGGGCGCCGGUGGUCAAGGCCAGGAGCCCCAGGGGGACGUGUCAGGAGCAGGGGGCCAGCGGAGGAUCCCAAAGUGGCAGCUGGGCGUCAGGACCAGCCUCCCCACCAGAGUGCAGCGAAGGGGUGGAGUUUCCAGUGUGUCAGAGGAAGCAGCUCCGGCAGCAGAGAAAGGAGGGGGUCAGAGCAAGCCGCCCUCCCGGAAGGGGAGGGAGCAGUGAAGGGAGUAGUGUAACUGUCAAAAGGAAAGUUAGAGGUUUGGCGCGCGCCUAGUUCAAAUGUAGAGGCGCGCGGAAGUACAGGGAGCCCGGAGGAGGGGCCAGGUCCCAAAGCCCGCAGGAGGGGGGAAGAGCAGUCUGAUUCCGCGUCAGAGGAAUCCAGGAGGGGCGAAACCCCAGCGGGCAGAAGGACCCUGCGGAAAAGGAAGGAGAGAAAGAGGUGGAGCAGCGCAAGUCUCUUAAAUUGGUGCAGGGGAGGGACUGACUCAGAGGGGACUUCAGCGGUCUAAGCGUAAGAGACGUGAGGCUGCGCGCCUAGGAUGUCAAGCAAACAAUGAACUGCAAUAAACACCUUUGUAUAUAAGAAGACAUAGGCGUUGGUCUUUUGUGAGCUGAGACUUGAGGCAGCCUUGACACUGUUAUUUUAUCUUUUUGAAAGUUUAGAAUUAUUAUUAUUGUUUACUUUCUUUUUUUGCGAAUUUAUUUGGGUUUUUCAAAUUAAAUUUUACAAUAACAUACAAUAUAGAAACAAGAUUCCACAGAAUCUAACCCUAACCCUAACCCUAACCCUAACCCUAACCCUAACCCUAACCCUCCUUUGUGGGUCCUAUUGCUAGUCCUUUCAUCCUGCAUCUUUUACAAUAAUCCAAAUCUUUUGCAUCUCCAUAAAUUUCCCCCAUUCCUUAUUAAGACUUUGGUCUUUGAAAAUAUUGCUUUUCUAUCUUACUGAAAAAAUUAUUAAUAUUUCAUAAACCGCUUUGAAGUUUGUUUUUAACAAAUAAUAAAUACGUUCUCAUACCGAUGUACUGAAUUAUAUCUAGCCAGGGAAAGAGUUUGUUGCUUGAUCUGUUGUUGACCAAGUGUCCUCCUUGUAUUCCUCCAUAGAAAUUGUCUGCUCCCAACCCCAAAUAGAAAAUGGCGACUACCAUCCUAAGCAGAGUCACUAUGAAUAUCAAGACACAAUCGAAACACAGUGUGCGUCUGGGUAUCAGCUUCAGAACCGCCAAUCCACUUCCACGUGUACAGAGACGGGGUGGUCUCCUCCUCCGAUAUGUAUUCGUAAGUAGCUUUCUCUUUGCAGUUUCAAAACAUGAACAACUAGCAUUAUAUGCAUCCAACUUUGUAGUUUAUGAAUUAUAUGCUCAUCACGAUGAUAGUUGAGGUGUGUGUGAAGGAAGAGCCAAGAACCUCUACCUAUUGCACUAUGACUGGAGGUGAGGGGCUGUGCAUGGAGGCACAUGGGGUCCCUUGGAUGGAGGCUGGGGUAUUCACAGUCAGAGUAUAAGGGGUCAGAUUUUUGCCCACUGAAAUGUUGUCCCCAAGUACAAAGUUUUAUUGCCGUCAUUCACAAAUAUAUCGGACGAAAUAAUAAUAAUGAUAAUAAUUUAUUAUUUACACCCCGCCCAUCUGGCUGAGUUUCCCCAGCCACUCUGGGCGGUGCCCAAUCAAGUAUUAAAAACAAUACAGCGUUAAAUAUUAAAAACUUCCCUGAACAGGGCUGCCUUCAGAUGUCUUUUAAAGAUAGGAUAGUUACUUAUUUCCUUCACAUCUGAAGGGAGGGUGUUCCACAGGGUGGGCGCCACUACCGAGAAGGCCCUCUGCCUGGUUCCCUGUAACCUUACUUCUCGCAAUGAGGGAACCACCAGAAGGCCCUCGGAGCUGGAUCUCAGUAUCCGGGCUGAACGAUGGGGGUGGAGACGCUCCUUCAGGUAUACAGAAAUAGGGAUGCAGGCACAUCCGACUGAAUGUCUGCAUAGGCUCGAGCUUUUUGCAAAGAUUUGAUUUCAAUGCUUGCUAAAAUAUUGGAGUUCCCCGCACCAUUACCCUAUGUCCUUGUUCUAAGGGUCAAAAGCUUAUCUCUGGGCUGGAGAAGACUGUGGUCUUCAAGCCCCAGCAAACUGUCUUUCCCCAGCUCUGACUGUUCCUGGCAGCAAACGUGGGUCUGGGGACCACCGGCAUCUUCUGCCACAGUCAUCUAUUUCUGUUUUCAUACACAGACCAAAGAGGGAAACCCAGAUAAAAUUCAGACACUGAUACACUUGAGCCAAAUGUGCAUCCUCCAUUAAACCAGCCAGCCCAAGGAAAAUAGCAAGUGGAACAUCCUGAUUUAUUUAUGUUUGGCUUAACCUUUUUCUCAUCUUCUCCAAAGCAAAGAACUGUGACUAUAUUCGGAUUGAGAAUGGACAACUAUCUGAUACCUAUGAACACUGGAAAGACUACUAUUUUCCAAAAAGGGUGGGGCAAACAGUUGACUAUCGUUGCAGUUAUGGUUUUCUAUCAAGAAAUAAAGAUACAUGGGGUAGAAGUUCAUGCACCAAAUUCGGCUGGAGUCCAGAACCAAAAUGCUUCAGUAAGUUAACAUUUCCCUUGCAUUCUCAACUUUGAUCAGAAAUGGAAAUGACAAAAUAUGCCUCUUCCGAAAGAUGUGGAAGGAAAAUGUGUAACGCGGUUAAACAGUGAGUAAUCAGAGUGGAAAACUUUAAAAUUUAAUAUUAAAAUGUCUUCAUAUGGCACCAAAAAUAUAAUAAGCUGAGUAACAGGUUGACCCAUUUGGUAGUGGCGAUUGUGUUCCAUAUGUGGGGGGUGGGGGCUGAUGGAAAGGCUUUCUGUGUGAUCACCACCCCUUGAUAUCAGUGGAAGAUCUUGGCAUUUGGGCAGGUGACUAUGGACGUAGGGGAGGGUUGAAUCAUCUUAAUCUCUCAUCCUUGUGAUCGCCACACAAGUACACUGUAAGUCCCUUCUGUCAAUUGCCUGUGUAAUAUUUUAAGACAAAAUCCUAAAAAUACGCCUAUUCUUUAAAUAUAAAAAAUAAUAGUUAUAAUGGUAUUUGAAGGGGUUCCUUGGUACACUUUUUCCUUUAACAAAAAAUCUAACUGCUCAAGUUUGGUGUAAUAAGCACCUGGCGGCCAUAGUGCUUUAUGAUGUGACACUCCUUCCUGGGUAAUUGUAUGGAGACAAAAAUGGCUGCCCUCCGAUACCUAUGGAGUCACCUCUCCUUUUCUCUAUACGUCACACAUCACAAUGUGUCCCAUCCCCCCGCUUCCAGGGGCCUCUAGUUAGUGAUGGACAAAUCUGUUAGUUUUAGUUUCUUUGGGUUUCUAAUUUUUCCAAUCUUAUGUUCAUUUCUCCACAUUUCCACAUCAGUUUAUUGGUUUGUGUGGUGUGGGUGUGUGUGUGUGUAGUGACAAAUUGUCAAUAAAUGUUGGCUAAUAUUGAAUGGCAGUUUGCCUAACAUACACAUUUUUGCAAAGCCAUUCCCCCUACACAAUGCAUUUUUGUAUGCUAUUUUCCAAAUAUGUAUGUAUUUUAAUCCACACAGUACCCUAACAUAUGCACCUUUCUACACAUCAGUUGGCCAUUGCAAAAUUCAGAGCAGUGAGAAUUUCGAACGAUGACUAUGUUUUGGUUUCUGAAUUGUUUUGUGAAGGCAAAUAACAUUCACGUUCAAAUACAGAUUCACCUUCAAAUAUUGAUAGGAUCAAUUCAUAUUUAAGCAGCUAGGAAAGGUUGUUAAAAGAGAAAAGUGGUGUGACACUGUGACUCCUAAAGAUUCUUUCAACACAUGAAGGGGUCCAUAAAAGACCUAUUUUAUGAAUCAUAUUGUGUGUCUAUUUUCUACAUCUAUAUGUUGCAAAAGCAUAUAGGAGAACUUUAAACCAAGUCUCUUGAGUAAUGCACCAUCUAUCUUGAAAAUAAGAUUUCAAUUGCCAAAAUAUGUGUCAAUCAAUGAUGUAAGCUUUUCCCUCCCUUUUAGAAAAAUGUGAUAUUCCUAGACUGCUUGCACAUGGUACAUUCAAUGUCCAUACUUGGCAGGAGUUCAUAGAAGGUGAUGAAAUUUCGUAUUCUUGUGAGGUUGGAUAUGAUCCUAUAAAUCAACAAGCUAAGGCCGUGUGCACCAAAAAUGGCUGGUCACCUACUCCACGUUGUAAUGUAAAAAGUAAGUGUUAUUCAUGGAAUCCAAUUUGACAAUAUAGAACCUGAGAACCCGGAGCCUGCCCUGUCUUGCUGUGAACAACCAGUACAUUAUAUUAUUUUCUUGGACUUCUCACAGUUAUAGGAAAGCUUAAGGAUGUGCAUGUUUGCAAAUCUCAUGUUGAUUUGUAAUGAGUAGCAGAGGAAAGAGGCCUUUGCAGCACCUAUCUCUUCUGAACAUCUCUUCACUGGGUGAAGCAAUCACAAGCAGUCUGGGUACUUACCAAACAUGUGGUAGAUGGAGCUGAACCUGGAAGAACUUGUUUAAUAUUUGUACUCAAAGGGUGGGACUUCUAACAGGCUGUGGAAUGAACCUUAAAGUCUCUCUAAAACCUGAGCUACAUAACUUAACCAGACUAGAUCUCAGUUGAGAAAUUUAUGAAACAUUGUAGUGGACUUCACAAGAAGCUGAUUCUUAGCUAACAAAGCCCACCAUAAUUUAUGGGUUCAUGUAUCUAAUAUGUUCCUUUUCCUCAUUAGAAAUAUGUCGACCCGCGAAACCACCAAACGGCUUUUUCACUGAAAGAAGAAACCAAUAUAAUUUGAAUGACAAAACAUCAUAUCGCUGUCAGCCUGGCUUCACAACUCCACAAGGACUUGAAACGGGAGAUAUACAAUGCCAUGAAGAAGGGUGGAAGCCUGAACCAAAGUGUAUCAGUAAGGAGUUUAAAGAAUCUUGUAUUAUGGAUGAAAAAUGGGUUGGUUUAGACCACACAUUGGAAAAGUCAUUAACUUAAGCUUAAAAAGCAGUCUGCUCUGAUAACCAUGUGCAACCUGGCUAAACUCUACACAAUAUGGACUUCUUCUGUCUGUUUCCUCCAUCUUCUUUCAGUGGUAGUAAUUUCGAAAGCAAAAUAUUGAGGAACGUAUUACAACAGGAGACUCAAACUAACAACAAGAAGUUGUUUUCUUGCCAAUCAAUUGAUGAGAGACAAAGUUCUAGGCCUCAUUGAUGAAAUGCAAACUGGCAAAUCCAUCCUAGAGUAGUCAAAGAACUCAAAUGUGAAAUUGCUGUCCAUUUAGCUACAAUAUGUAACUUGUCCCUCAGAUUAGCCUUCAUAAUGAGGCCUGGAAAAUAGCUAAUGUAUCUCCAGUUUUUAAAAUGGGAUCCAGGGAGAGCCUGGAAGUUGUAGUAGUAGUAGUAGUAAUAAUAAUAAUAAUAAAUUUUUUUUAUACCCCGCCCUCCCCGGCCAGAGCCGGGCUCAGGGUGGCUAACAUCAAUAAAAUUACAAUAAAACAUAAUGGGGGGGGGGACAAACAAACAAACAAAAAACCAGUUUAUUAAAAUACAGGUUAAAAUACAAUUUAUAAUGCAGCAUUAUUUUAAUAGUAUCCCAUAAAUCUAAAACACAAGGGGAGGGAAAUAUAAGGGUCAGACUGAGUCCAAACUAAAAGCCAGGCAGAACAGCUCUGUGUUGCAGGCCCUGCAGAAAGAUGUCGUCCCUCAGGGCCCUAGUCUCUUGUGAGAGAGCGUUCCACCAAGUCGGGGCCAGUACUGAAAAGGCCCUGGCCUUAGUUGAGACCAAUCUAACCACCUUGCGGCUUGGGACCUCCAAAGUGUUGUUAUUUGUGGACCUUAAGGUCCUCCGCGGGGCAUACCAGGAGAGGCGGUCCCAUAGGUACGAGGUUAAAGUUGCUUAAUUUCUGCUUGCUUAAUGCCUGUUCUGAGGAAAUUUGUGGAAAGUAUUGUGAAAAAUAAAAUAACCAACCAUAUAGAAAAAGAAAUCUUGCUGAAGUAGAAACAGCCUGGCUGCUGUAAGGGCAAAUCCUGUCUCACCCACUUAGUAGAGUUCUUUGAGUGUGUUAGCAGGCACAUAUGAAUGGUGGUGAUCUGGUUGACCCCUUGGACUUUGAAAAAGCUUUUGACAAGGUAUCUCACCAAAGACUCCUAAAUAAGCUUGGCAGUCAUGAAAUAAGAGGUGAAGUUCCUUUAUGAACCAGGAAUUGGUUAACCAGCAGGAAGAAAGAAAUGGACAGUUCUCUGAAUGAAGGGAUUCAGAAAGUGAAGUCCCUAAGAAUCAGUAAUGGGACCUGUUCCUUUUAACUAGCUCAUAGACAAUCUAGAGUUAGAGGUGAGCAGUGAAAUGGCCAGGGAAGCUGGUGAUACUAAAUUGUUCAUGGUCAUUGUAACAAAAGAGACAGUGAAGAGCUCCAAAAGGGACUCUCCAAACUGAGUGAAUUGGUGGUAGAAUGGCAAAGGCAAUUCUAUUUAAACAACUGUAAAGUGAUGCAUAUUGGGGCAAAAAAAUCUUAAUUUCACAUGUAUGUUCAUGGAGUCUGAACUAGCAAGAUUUUAGAGCAUGUAAACUGAUGCUAUAAAACCAAUCAUAAAUAUAAUUCAUUCUUUAUUUCCUCAGAGACAUGCCAAGUACCAACUCAAAAUAAUGUAAUCUUUAACACAAGUCAAUCGGUUUUCUUGUUUGAAGAAACACUUCACUACAAAUGUAAAGAUGGGUUUGAAACUAUUAAAAAGGCCACAGGUGACCAUGUAGUAUGCACAGAGAAUGGAUGGAGUCCAAAUCCUGAAUGUCUACGUAAGUUAUAAAAUACCAUUGUUUAAUUACCAGUAUAUAACACAGCCUUGAUAUAAUUAUAUAACACAGCCUUUGUCAAUCAAACAAGGUUUGUUUCACUGAUGUUUUCUAUGCGGUUACAUACACAGGCCACUAGUUUAUAAUCUUUCAGAAGUAAGACCUCCAAUUAUCCUAGAUAUACACUUUAGGAUUAUCUAGUAUGUCAUAACCAGCAAUACUCUGGUUUCUCUUCUGAUAUUGCUAUAACCAGCAAUAUCCUUUAUUUUCUUCAAGUAAUUUUCUCCCAGUGAUUCCUAAUGAUUUUACAUAACUAAAAUACCCCAAGUUGGCAUACAUGGGUGAUCUAACACUUCCAUUAAUAAUGAUCAGUAAGAAUAUAUGUACUCAUCUCGGAUGUAAUAAAGUAAGAUAUGAAGCUGGAUUUUUAGCAAUCUGAUUCUGUAGAUGAAAUUGCUACAUAUAGGAGUCAGGCAACUUGCUCUGUGUUUAACAAUGUGUUUGGCUUGCUCAGAGUUCAUAGAAAACAUCUGAGAAUAAAAUACCCCAACUGAAGCACCUUUUUGCAGUGGUUCCUCCAUCCAGGCAGACUGAUAAGAAUCCUUCACCUGGAAUGUAAAGAAUGAAGAAAAAACAAGAAGAAAGCAAAAAGUUAAUGGAAUAUAUCCAAGCUCAGGUUGUUCAAAGCAUUCACACCAUCUUCUAGAUUAAGAGUAGCACCAGCAACUCACCUGAGUGUGCCAGUUGUUGUUGUUGUGAAAAAAUAGAAUUUGACUUCUUCUAGAGAGAUUUUCAGGCAUAGAAAUUUUGAAGGUAUGAGGAAGGUGGACUCACCCAAUAGCUGAGAAACAUGGCAUGCUAUCUUGUUAAAGAUUUAUUGGUCUCCACCAGUGGCGUAGCGUGGGUUGUCAGCACCCGGGGCAAGGCAAGUAAUUUGCACACCCUAACCCAUGGAUUUGCGCCCCCUAACCCUAACCCCCAGAUGUUGCGCCCGGUGCGGCUGGCCCCCCCUGCACCCCCCCACACCACGCCACUGGUCUCCACUCCCAGGGGGUCAGAGGUUAUGCAAGCCUGCAAUAAGUUUGAUGAACAUUUGCAAAUGUUUUGCCCAGCAGGUUAAUUUCAGGCAUGUUUGUUUUGAAAUGCACUUAAUUAUAUUCAAUCUGCUUCGCUCAACAUUUCCUUUAGCAAUACAUUGUGAUGGUUUCCUUCUGGAGAAAGGGCAACUUGACCCUAGAAAAAACCAAUAUCAGCACAGAGACGUGGUGAAAUUUUCCUGCCGCGGAACCUACAAAAGAGUUGGGCCUGACUCUGCCCAGUGUUAUCAUUUUGGAUGGUCUCCACAGCCCCCAACGUGUAAAGGUAUGCAAUUUUUUUUCAUAGCUUAUACAAAAAGUAAAUAUCAGUGUGCUUGUUACUCGUAAAAAUUUCCUGGCAGCCUUUUCUAAUGUUUCUCCCAAGCCUUACUGGGGAAGAUUUCACUGGCUAGUGGAUAGAUAUAUAUUUUUUGUUUAGUCUUGUGUGGUCAAUGGAAUAUGGAAAGGAGGUGACGCCAAUGGCACUGUGGUCUCAACCACUAAGCCUCUUGGGCUUGCUAAUUGGAAGGUCGGGGGUUCAAAUCCGCACAAUGGGGUGAGCAAAUUAGCUGCUGGAGUUUGGAUUACAUAUCAAUAAAGGCAGCUCCAUGUAUAGCAAUGGAGGAAGAAUCUGUUUUAAACAGAUUUAUGUAGGGAAUUUGCUGGUUCCAACCUGAUUGAGAUUUGCUCACAUUGCACUGCCUAUUGCAUCGACCAGCCAGUUAUGUCCAAGCUGUCUCUGCGUUGCUGAGUUUUGAAAGAGAAAGAAAAUGCCUGAAAUGAAACACAAAAUUGUAUGGGAAAAUAUGGUAUGUUAUACAUGCAAUAUACCCCAUUAUAUAGUCCCAUUUGAUACAGGUAAAUUUCAUCAUAUGCAGGGGUUACAUUCCUUGCUACCAUGUGUAUAAGCAAAAUUAUGUAAAGCAGGAGUAACCCCAGAAUGGCCCUGUGUGAGCAUCCCUACCUAUUUGUAGCCGGGGCGGGGGGUUCAGCAACAUGGCAACCAUUUCCCCCUGGCUUCCUCUACGCAGUUGUUGGUAAUGGGUGAAACUAGGAGCUACAUAAGUAGUGCUGAUCAUUUGAGUCUUUCCCACAUCAAUGACACCAUCCAUUCCACACAACUGGCUGGAACUCAGCGCAUCCAACAUCAUUUCAUAAUUGUGAAAAUUCUAUGUGGAAGGAUGUGCUGUCUAGACUUAUUUUGAGUCAACAGAUACAAGACUGAAGUGAUGCUCUCUUACUUCCAGCACGAGUCGAUCCUUGUCAGCCACCCCCCAGCAUUUCGGAUGGCAGUAUUAGCGGUGACCUUAAGGAAAAAUAUGAACAUGGAGAAAAGGUGGAAUACAAGUGUAAUUUCGGAUUUGCAGUGACUGGAUCAAAGUUGAUUGAGUGUUUGGAUGGACAGUGGACAUCUUUACCACUCUGCAAAGGUAAAUUACAGGUGCAACUAGGCAUGUUCACAGGGCAAAUGCUAUGAGCAGAUAAAACUGUUUUUGUUAACUCAGCAAAGUCCACCAUGCGCAUAUAUUCCACUAGGAUUUCUUUUCUAUUUACAUGCUGGAAUUUUCUGUCCCAGAAGUUUCCCAAGUAGCUGGAGAAGAAAAAGGUCUGCUGAAGGGAAAGUGGAGCGUAACAUUUGAUGUCUCCAUUUGAAGCAGAAUCAGACCAUCUUAAGUGUCUUCAUGCUUUGCUUUAUCAUUGAAAUGCUAUGUUUAAACUAAAGCUCCCAAAUGUGGUAUAAAAGAAUACAUUUCUAAAUUCCAGUCUUAAGUUUCCAAUGCUUGGGACUGGAAAUAAGAUCAAAACUGAACAGAGAAAAGUAACAACAAAUCAAUGCUCAGUUAUUAAGAAUGAAGUUAAAAUCAUACAAGCCAUAAUAAUAUCAAAGUCUGCCUCUUCAUUCUACUUCUGCAAUAUAUCCUGAUGAGCUGAAAAAUGAAGAGCUGCCCUUGGCAUUUUUUAUCUGGCGUGUAGGAGAGGCUGAAGAGAAUGAGCAGCCAAAACAACUGGGACUGAGAUUAUAGUUUUAAGAAAAUUAAGAACUCAUGUUUUGUUUCACAUCAUUUCCUUCUGUUUUCAACAGAGGAACCCAGAGCUUGUGAAGUACCUCCAAAUAUUAGAAAUGGACGCCCUGUCAGUGUUGACUCAGAUAGAUAUCUGCAUGGCGAAACUGUGGCAUAUGAAUGUAAUGAAAGAUUUUACAUUGUUGGAACUAAAGAAGCUGUGUGUCUGCAUGGGCAGUGGGAGUUACCAUUAUGUGUUGGUAAGUAUAAUGGUAUGGGGUUGCUCGUGCGUAAGUUGCCGCCUCUCCUGGCUAUGUUGCCUUGUUAAACCUUUCUGUCUGGACAGCCCUUCAAUUCGUGGCUGCCUCAGUCGCUAGCAGAAUCCGUCAGUGGGCGUUUCUUAAACCUUUUCCAACAUAAAAGUUGUUUGACACCCAGUCUCCUCCUCCUUUCUCUGCGCGGAAGUCUUCUGUGCAGGGAGUGGAGCGGAGGACCAGUGCUCUCCCCGCUGGUGUCCGGUGAAGAGUCUGGGAGCCCCCUCUCCAAUUCCCCCAUCUGCCCCUCCUUAUUCCUGGUGUUGCACUGAAUUGCUUCCCCAUCUGCUGAGCUGCGUCUCUCCCUGCUGGGCCCUUCUCCAGCAUCAUUAGAGAGCCUCCCCUCCACCUCUAGCUCCGAUGUCAGUUCCCUGACAGUAAGCUAUUAUUAUUGUUUAUUGAAUUUAUAUACCACCCUACACCCAGGGGUCUCAGGGCGGUUCGCAGAAUAAAAUCAAGAUAUAAAACCACAAAAUACAUAAUAAAAACAGAAACAACAAGCCAAUAGCCUCCCCCCCCAAAAAAAACAUUUUAAAAGGGUAAAUCAAAUCAACCAAAGGCCUGGUUAAAAAGGAACGUUUUUGCCUGGCGCCUUAACAGUGUCUAAUGAAGGUGCCAGGCGAACUUCCCUGGGGAGAGCAUUCCAAAAACAGGGAGCCACUGCAGAGAAGGCCCAUUGUCGUGUUGUCACCCUCUGGACCUCUUGAGGAGGAGGCACAUGAAGGAGGGCCUCAGAAGAUGAUCUCAGGGUAUGGGUAGGUUCAUAGGGAAAGAGGCGGUCCUUGAGGUGUUGUGGUCCUGAGCAGUUUAAGGCUUUAUAGGUCAAAACCAGCACUUUGAAUCGAGCCCGGAAACUAAUUGGUAGCUAGUGCAGUUGGACCAGGAUCAGUGUAAUAUGCUCAAACAGCCUUGCUCCAGCCUGGCCACUGAAUUCUGCACCAGCUGAUGUUUCCAAACCGUCUUCAGAGGCAGCCCUACAUAUAACGCAUUGCCGUAAUCUAACCUUGAGGUUACCAGAGCAUAAACAAGAGUAGUUAGGCUAUCCCUGUCCAGAUAGGGGAGUAGCUGGGCCACCAGCCGAAGCUGAUGGAAGGCACUCUGGGCUACCUGAGCCUCGAGCGACAGCAAAGGAUCCAGGAAUACCCCCAAGCUACGAACCUGCUCCUUCAGAGGAAGUGUAACCCCAUCAAGAGCAGGCAACCUCCCACCUAUCUGGUCUAGGAAACCACCCACUAACAGUAGCUCAGUCUUAUCUGGAUUGAGCUUCAGUUUGUUGGUUCUCAUACAGUCCAUUACCAAGGCAAGGCACUGGUCCAACACUUCCACUGCCUCACCUGGAGAUGUAAAGGAGAAAUUGAGCUGAGUGUCAAGCAAAUUACAAAUUACAAAUAAAUGCAACUCAUAUUUAUAUAGACACUUUUCAUAUUUAAUUGCCAUUUAUUAACAUAAGCAAUUAUAUGCUUGUGAUCCAUUGGACGGGAAAUUAGACCUAGUGCCAGGAGACUUCUGCCACAGACAUACUUUGUGGUCUUAAUCAAGUCUGUUACUACUUCUUCACCUCUGCUGCCCUAUAAAAAAUGGCAAUAAUUAUGGUUUCUCCUCCAAAACUGCUGCAAGGAUUGACUGCAAUGAAGACUGAAAGGCGUAUUGGAAAAUAGAUGUGCAUGAAAAAUACCAGUGAGAUUUUCUAGUUGAUUAACUCCAUUUGAUUGUGAUUUGCUAACAAACAACUUUACUUGAACAAUAUUUGAAUUGUUAGAUGUUGCAGCAAAGUGUACACGUCCACAGAAUGCAGAGUUUGUACCAUUUGCUUCUCUGGAGAAAACGUUUAUGCACAACAACGUUGUAACCUACAUCUGUGGUUCCAAUCAACAUAAAACAAAAUGUGUUAAUGGAAAAUGGUCACCUGAGCCAGAAUGCACAGGUACAGUUUUGCAUGCUAUAUACAAAUGCAUGGUUUCUCAACUUGAGUGACAGAUGUGGCCACUGGAAGCAAGAGUGGGACAGACCUGUUCAGGAGUGCCUUCCUGGGUAGGCUAGACUCAGCUCCUUUGGAAAGAUCACAUAAAGCUUCCUUUAAGAUUGCAUGAAUUCUGCAUGCCUUAUGUACUCGGCUGGUGUGAGAUCAGGAUAUUACUUUAUCCACUUCAGGAGCAGAAGCAUUGCUGCCACAUGGGAAAGCCAAUCAAUCGACCCAAGGACAGAAUUAGCAGCUUGCAAAGCAGUCACUACAGGCUGUUGGUUCUUGCAAACAGAGGCACAGAGUGCAUUUUCCCAUCUGCAUCCCUGUCUGAGAGCACCAUCCCUGGAGGUCAACUCAACUGUGGUGCCCAGGAUUCAGAAACACAUAAAACUGGAUUGAGUGGCAUAUCUUGCUACUUUCUCAACAGUGACCUUCCGGUAGCUUUAUAAUAGUAAAAUCUGGGUUGAGUUCACAUGUCAGAUUUAGGUUGCCAGCAAGAACCUUUUUGGUAUGAUCUCAUGCACCACAAGAAGCAUGCAAAGCUGAACUGAACCAUACGCAGGUUAAAACACUGCAAUAGAGGAAGGGUAGCAUGCAAAUAUAAAUUUCAGGAGCGGCAGCAACUCUCCACACUUCUGUAGACAGACACCUCACCUGCACUGAGUUUUGAAGAGCAUGAUGAGGCAACAUGGGGGUCUCACUGGAACUAAACUGGAGAAGUUCUGCUUCUCUUGCAGGUUUUACCAGGCAGCUCUUUGGUUCAAGACCAAUGCAACUAACUCAUUGCAACAUUGAAUCCAUUCAAGGGAUAAGGAGGUUUGACUAGAUGCUCACUUUUCAUAGAUUCUUAAAUGCUCUUCUCUUUCAUCGUUUCCUUGCAUAACUUUAUAUCAUUGAAUUCUAAUGGACUUUUGUUUAUUUAUUAAAGCAUUCUGUCCACCACCACCUCAGCUUCCCAAUGCCAUUGACAUAACUGAUACGAGAAACUAUAAGAGUGGUGAGGAGAUAAGCUUCAGAUGUCAGGAAAACUUCUUUCUUCAAGGGCCACAAAAAAUAAAAUGUGACAAUGGAAAGUGGCAAACCCCACCGCGCUGUUUAGGUUAGUAUGAUCUUCCUUUCAUAUUUCCCUUUUUUGUUUUCAAGAAGUCAGAGAAUUGAGGGUGGUGGUGUGUGAUUUAUAAACUAAAGAAGCAUAAUUUUUAAAAAAAAACAAAAAGAAACUAGAAAAUAUAAAUGACAAUGUGGCCUAAAAAAUUAUUCUAAGGACACAGUUAAACUUUGGAACCUACUCAUACAGAAGACAGUGAUAGCCACCAAGUUAGAUGGCUUGAAAAGAGGACUGGAGAAAUUCAUGGAGAAGGCCAUUGAUGCCUAUGCUUUGCAUAUACCAGUUGCUGCAAAUCACAGGAAGGGAGACUGCUCUUAUGCUCAGAUCAGGAUUGUAGGUCUCCAACAGACAUUUGGCUGCCCACUUGAGGAACAGAACGCUGGCCUAGAAGGGCCAUUGACCUGACCCAUCAGGCUCUUCCAAUGUUCUUAUUUAAUAAUGGGAAUUCAAACCAGGGAUGUGGCUGCUGCUGUGGUCUAAACCACUGAGCCUCUUGGGCUCGCUGCAAUGGGGUGAGCUCCGCUUGCUCUGCCCAGUUCCUGCCAACCUAGCAGUUCAAAAGCACACCACUGCAAGUAGAUAAAUAGGUACUGCUGUGGCGGGAAGGUAAACGGCGUUUCCGUGCACUCUGGUUUCUGUCACGGUGUUCCAUUGUGCCAGAAGUGGUUUAAUCAUGCUGGCCACAUGACUCGGAAAGCUGUCUGUGGACAAACACUGGCUCCCUUGGCCUGAAAGCGAGAUGAGCGCCGCAACCCAUCUAGGGGUCCUUUACCUUUUUUUAUAAAUAGUAAUGCACUUGUGAGGUAAUAAAGAUGCUUAUUCAAUAGAUCAGUGGUUCCCAAACUGUGCUCCAUGGAGCAUUCGGUGCUUCACAAAGCAUCCAAGUGCUCUGGGAAGAGAUUGGAAAGGAAAAUAAAUAAAUAUGUUUGUUUGGUAUAAGGGUGGAGAUAGUGCUCCAUGAUAAAUUUCUCUCCAAGAAGUUUGGGAGCCGCUGCAAUAGAAUGGCAGAAAUUAGAUGUAACACGAAUGGCAGCUGAUGCCAUAAGCAGCAACCAAGUGUCUUACACUCUUCCCCUGUUGUCCCCUACACAGCUGAUGAAGCAAAAUAUAUGAUGUGAUCUGAUCUGAUUGAUUGAUUGACUGUAUAUCCCACUCUUCUUUGCAUACCCAGGCAGAAUAAUAAAUAAAUAAAUAAAUAAAUAAAUUUCUUGUUUUUACCAUGCCCAUCUGGCUGGGUUUCCCUAGCCACUCUAGGCAACAUCCAAGAGAAUAUUGAAAACACGAUAAAUUAUCAAACAUUAAAAACUUCCCUAAACAGGGCUGCCUUCAGAUGUCUUCUAAAAGUCAGAUAGCUGUUUAUUUCCUUGACAUCUGAUGGGAGCGCCUUCCAUAGCAUGGAUGCCACUACCGAGAAGGCCCUCUGCCUGGUUCCCUGUAAUCUCACUUCUCGCAGUGAGAGAACCGCCAGAAGGCCCUUGGAGGAGGACCUCAGUUGGGUGGAGACACUCCUUCAGGUAUACUGGGCUGAAGCCGUUUCGGGCAGACAAACUCUGUUCAGGCAUUCUGUGAACAUGCAUAGAGGAAGGAGGGAGUUGCCAUCCUCCUCCUUACACAUGCCUUCAUUACAUACAGAACUUGAAUGCCUGAAGGAGACCGCUUGGCUGCAAAUAACUCCUCCAUUCUCCAACUUUCAAGACAAUGGCAUUGCACCCUGCAUAUUUCAUUGGCAACCUAUAAUUGGGCAUAAAAGGAGAAGAUAAAAUCCUGCAUUCCAUGAAAGAUACUAUGCAUGGUACUGAGCUAAGCAGUCUUAUGACUUGCUGUGGUUUGAAUUAACUAAGGCAGGGGUAGUCAACCUUUUUAUACCUACCGCCCGCUAAUGCAUCUUUCCUGAUGGUAAAAUUUCCUUACCGCCCACCAGUGCUCAAUGGGAGGAGGAUUCAGUUUGUGCCAUGGAACCCCCUACCGCCCACCUAGAAUCCUGAAACGCCCACUAGUGGGCAGUAGGGACCAGGUUGACAACCCCUGAACUACGGAAUGGAAAGUGUAGCUGAAAUCUUAAGCGCAUUUUUAUGAGAAUAACCCCCCACUGACUCACUUAACUGGAAAAAACUUCUUGGUAAACCUACUUAGGGUGUCUAGGUCCUUAACCACUCUCCCAUCUGCAGUGCACAUAUUAAUAAAAUAACAGAUAUCACAGCAAUACUAUAAGCCUCCAAAUUUCUUUCUUCCCUGCCUCUCUUUGUAAACCGACUUUGAAUUGGCUGCCUCUGAAACUUUCUACCAGAUGAAAAAGGAGAGAGCAGUUCUGCAUAUAAAACACUCUGGAAAUGUUUUUAUGCCAUUUAAUUGUAUUCAUGAAGGCCACAUGCUAUAUAACUCCCUUUCCAGAUACAAGAUGUGGAGACCCCCCUGCAAUUGCCCAUGGUGAGGUAAAUAAUAGUUCCCAGAGAAAGUAUCUUUCUGGUGAAAGUGUGGAAUAUCAUUGCCAUGAAGGUUUUGAACUUGGGGAAUCAAGUACUUCAACAUGCGAAAAUAGGGAGUGGUCCCCACCACCAACUUGCAGAGGUAAGAAAAUAUGCUUAUGAUAUAAUAAUGAUUUAUUAUUUACACUCCACCCAUCUGGCUGUGUUUCCCCAGCCACUCUGGGCGGCACUCAACGGAAUAUUAAAAACACAAUAAAACAUCAAACAUUAAAAACUUCCCUAAACAGAGCUGCCUUCAGAUGUCUUCUAAAAGUCAGAUAGUUGUUUAUUUCCUAGACUCUCUGAGCUGGACCUCAGCUUCCAUUCAAAAGUGGAGGGGUAACUAUAUAUCCAAUGCAGAGCUUUCAAUGAGACUUCAGUCUUAUUCCAUCAAGAGUAUGCAUGGAAGACAUUUUGCCAAACUGUCAGGGAAUUGGAGGCAGAGAAGGAGGAGAAGGGGGAGAGAAUGGGCACUUACAGAGAUCCUGUGCCUUUAAUUAGCAGUUGCUCCUCUUUGGACGAGGAAGGAGACAAAGGGCUGUCGGGAGACAAUGAAACUGAGGGGGGAGCCAUUUCUGGGAUCCAGCCACUCUCAGAGCAGAGGAAGAAGGGGGGCUAGGCUUAGGAGGUGGAUCUGCUGGGGGGGAAAGCGGAAAGAGCCAUUCACGGCAACUGGCUGAUUGUGAUGGUGUCGUUCUUUUGAACUCUUGUAAAUACUUUGAAGCAACCAAUAAAUCUCUGUAAAUAUGGCUGGAUUCCCGGACUCUUAUCUCUGCUAGCAUUCACAACUCAUCUUUGACACAAACCUAUAGAAAUUGUGACACUGCCUCACUUGAAGUGUCCUGCCAACCAGCAAACAUUCAGAGUUUUGAAAUAUUCUCCCUCUUGCAGAAUUGAGGGUAAUUCAACUUGCAGUCUAACAUUUUGUUGCUUUAAUAUUUCAGCCAUGGCCUUGCUUUUGGUUUGGGGCAGCACUUGAAUGUCUCAGAAACUUUUCAGGGGCUUCUCAGUGAGAAGCUGGUUUACUGGCUUACCAUCCCUAGUCAGAACAGACAAGCUUCUGUGAAAGAAAACUUGAUCGACAGAACCUGAUCCACAUUUACUGGUUUUCCCCUGCAAUGCACAGCAGCAAAAGGCAUAAUGUGUAUUAUGGGCUCCACUGUAAGAUUAUGUGGGGCAGUGGCAGAAACCAACAGGUAUAGCCAGUGCUUAUUUUCUAAGAUAAUGUUUAGGGGCACUCUCAUUUUGACUCAAGAAAAUCACCAUUUUAUAGUUCAGAUUGGGGAAAAUAAAUACAGUAAAUGGACAAAAGUACAAAGAUUCACAAAAUGUUUAGGAGUAUGCGUACCCCCAGGAAAAAAGCACUGGAUAUAGCCACUGCCCUGCUUAAACUAAGAAUGUGCUUUAGGUUGUGACUCCAGAAUCCUGCAAUAUUUAGGAUUUCUUUGGGAGUCAAAUUGAAACGUGAGAGCAGGCAAUUAGGAAGCUGGUAUAAAAGUUUGAAAACCACUGGACUAAGGACCUGGCCAGACUUAAACAUGUAUCUAAAUUCUGUGGAUUGGCCAUAGCAGACAUAUUAAAUUACUAAACCAUCUGUUUUAUUUCCCAGUAAUAUUUAUGUUCUUCAGCAUUUAACCCAUUGUGAACUUCUCUGAUUACUGAUCCCUCUGCCUUCAUAUUUCACUCUUGGGGAGGGAAACAACCAACAACACACAACUCCCUUCAGCCUUUGAAAUGCAGCUUUGUUCAGCAUUUUAGUAGGGAAAUCCAGACACAGGUAUGGUGACAUGUUUUGAGAAUCAUAUUUUCAUUUGUAUUAUCUUCUCAGAAAAGUCAUGUGGGGAGCCUCCCAGACUCACUGAUGCAGCAUAUGAAGGUUUAAUAAAAAAUCACUAUGAGCCUGGGGACCUGAUACCUUUCAAAUGUGCGCCAGGUUAUGCUACAGAAGGACCACGGAAUAUUACAUGCCACAAAGGAAAGUGGUCGGAAGCUUCAACCUGUGAAGGUAUGUUGCAUGUUUUGCCUGGAUAACCGUUCUAAAGGUAGUUUACUUCUGGGAACAGAGCGAUUCAACCACUGGUUUGAACAGCAAGGGGCAUAGUGAGCAAGCAAGUACAUCUCUGUAGAUGUUUAGGCUCACAAAUGUGAUUCUGCUUAAAUCCUUUACAUCUCCAGUUAAAAUGAUCUGGGGUAGAAAGGCUUGGAAUGAACUCUGGUGAUACCUUGGAGAGUUCUGCUGAUCAGCAAUGGCAAUACAGUGCUACAUCGGUUUACGAACUUAAUCCGUUCUGGAAGUCCGUUCUUAAACCAAAGUGUUCUUAAACCAAGGUGUGCUUUCCCAUAGAAUGUAAUGGAAAAUGGAUUAAUUCGUUCCAGACGAUGAAAAACAACCCCUAAACAAGAAUUUAACAUGAAUUUUACUAUCUAACGAGACCAUUGAUCCAUAAAAUGAAGGCAAUAAUCAAUGUACUGUACUAUAAAAUAAAUAAGACAGUAUUGUAGUUGAUAAAAAAAAUUGAAAUUUUUUCCUUAUGUACACUGAUGAUAGUCAUUUUUUGGAUGGGGGGCUUUUAUCCAUUUCUGCAGUCACACAAUCAACCAGUAGCUGUACUGGGUUCCAUACAGUCACAAAAACGAAGGCACAAGCCACAGUCACAAGUCGGUCCCGUAAAACGAAGAACAAGUCACAGUCAAAAAAAUGUGAAAGCCACACAAACAAAAACGCAAAAAUAUAGCAAAAAUAAAAGCUCCAAAUGUCACCUCUGUAUUGUGUGGGUGCUGGGGACUCAACAGGAAGCCUCUGAUUAGCAGUGGGGGACUUCAAUUUACAAACAGAACACACUCAACAGGAAGCGGAACAUGUUCCGCUUCCAAGGCAAAGUUCAUAAACCAAAACACCUACUUCCGGGUUUGCAGCGUUCUAUUUCCCAUUUGUUCAUAAACUAAGCUGUUCUUAAAUCAAGGUACCACUGUAGUGUGCUUGAUCAGGCAAUAAUCUGGGCUCACCCACACUGACCUUUCAUGCUGCACUUUCUAGGCAGAGCUCCAAGCUUUAAAGCUCCAUAUCUGAGAGCUUUUCUGUGGAUUGCUGUUUGCUCCGAUUCAGCAAUGAAUGGGUGUUUGUGAGAAAAGACAGCUUCCGAUUUAUGUGAAUGCUACUAGAUGCAGAAUGUUCUCUGACAAAUCAGAGAAGUGGUCAGCCACUCCUACGCUUGGAGAAAAGAGAGCUUCUGAUCAACAUCACGGGUCUUUCUAGUGCAGCCUUCCUGCUCCCCUAGGGUACCCUUUUAUUGUAUCAGCACCUGAGUAGUCCCUGCAAGCAGUGUGUCCCAUCGUACUGUACCUCUCUUAUCAACCCAGGAAGAAGUGGGCCCAUAGCACACACAUAACCUCUUUUCGGGUUGGAAUCUUGCUGGGAAAUCUAUACAACGUUAAAAAACUGAAAACAGUAAGUUUUUGGAUGAAGGCUCUUACUGCCAGCACUAGUUCCUUGGCAAGAUUCAUUCUGGCAAAUCCUCUCUGGUGGUGUGAACACUGUUGCAAGUGAUGGUGGGAGCAACAGCUCCUUCUUUGCUUCCCUCCCAUGCCUCACAAACAGAGAAGGCAAACAGCAGUGAUUACUCCAACCUUCCAUCAUUCCCCAGAGGGCAACCUCCUGACUCCUCCUCCAUCUCCCAUCUCCAGUCUCAAAAGCAUUGCAGAGAGGAAUGUAGAUCCCUGCUCUGCCAAUAUUAAUUUCCAAUUUGUUUUAUGAAGGAAUUGGGAAGUGGGGAUCAUGACAUUGCAAGUGUGGAUGAAUGGAAUGCAUGCUUCUUUAGAACUUGGUAUGUUUGGAUGAAUGGAAUGGGUGGUUGGGGACAACAUUUAUUCUUUUUUGUGGAGUGGGGCAUUUUUGCCCCACCAUUAGAUUGUAGGGCCUCAGAGGCUGGCUGCAUUUAAAUCCUGUCCCCAGGCUUCAACUUCCCCACCCCUGAUGUAAACUAAGUGAUACACAUUGUAAAUUGGUUUUCUGAUGGUUAUAUUUAGGAAUUUAGUGCUGAAUCCCAGGUUCUGCUGCCGUCAUAAUUGUAGAUGUCCCUUUGUCAAAUUUAAACUCUGCCCUGAAUAAAUGAUAUUGCCUAAUACAAUUCAAUUAAAGGGCAGUGGCAACAUCCAGCCAAAUUAUUCAAUGUAGUUAUUCUUCCCACUGAAAUCUAUGCGACAUAGAGCUUAACUUGGCCUAUAUUAUAGCAGAACAAGUCAAGUAUCUUAGAACUACAGUGGUACCUCAGGUUAAGUACUUAAUUCGUUCCGGAGGUCUGUACUUAAUCUGAAACUGUUCUUAACCUGAAGCACCACUUUAGCUAAUGGGGCCUCCUGCCGCCGGGGCGCCGCCAGAGCACAAUUUCUGUUCUCAUCCUGAAGCAAAGUUCUUAACCUGAAGCACUAUUUCCAGGUUAGCGGAGUCUGUAAUCUGAAGCGUAUGUAACCUGAGGUACCAUUGUACUUAAACUAAAUGGCCUUGGGUUAAAAUAACUGUCUGAGGUAUGGAUGGAUCUGUCAAUUUCAGUUCUUCCAGCUUCUCAUUUUUCCUGGGCUGCCCAGACAAGAAGACCCCCCUCUCAGCUUUGCUGAUGUGGUUCAAAGGAAAGCAGUGCAAUACAUUUGGCACCAGCUUGGCUGUAGCAGUUGCUGGAAUGAGGUGUACAAGGUGCCAUCCAACUGUUUUAGGGACUCUGCUCUGGAUUUGUGUAGGGUUUACUUUCCUUCUCCUAAAGAUAUCCCUCAAGGCAGUGAAGAUUCAGGAUCAGAGCUUUCGUUCUCCUAGAUCGGCUACCUAGUUGGUGAGCCCCAUCUGCCCCUCACAGCAUUUGUAGAAACUGCCUUCUUAACUGUUGGACCCACUCUUGGUCUUUGCAUGCAGGUGUGGUAGUUAAACCAAUGUUUGGCUUUAGUUAGGCAUUGGACAGCAGGAUUGCAGUUAAGCUUGGUCCUCCUUAACCAUGAUCUGUAAACAUAGGCACCAUCUCCUAGGGGCCGAGACAUUUGGGGGUGACUUCUUUCCCUUGCACAGGGACGCGGGUGGCGCUGUGGAUUAAACCACUGAGCCUAGGGCUUGCUGAUUGGAAGGUUGGCGGUUCGAAUCCCCGCGAUGGGGUGAGCUCCUGUUGCUCGGUCCCUGCUCCUGCCAACCUAGCAGUUCGAAAGCACGCCAAAAAGUGCAAGUAGAUAAAUAGGUACCACUCCGGCGGGAAGGUAAACGGCAUUUCUGUGCACUGCUCUGGUUCGCAAGAAGCAGCUUAGUCAUGCUGGCCACAUGACCCGAAAGCUGUACGCCGGCUCCCUCGGCCAAUAAAGCAAGAUGAGCGCCGCAACCCCAGAGUCAUCUGCGACUGGACCUAACAGUCAGGGGUCCCUUUACCUCUUUCCCUUGCACAGCAGCCGGCUGGGGAGGAUUGGGUCCACCUGCUGCUGGGGCCACGCUGCAGCCGCAUUUGGCUCCACCGCCCAGCUCUGUGUGAUGUUGCACAUGUGACAACAGGGCGUUCCAUGGGGCCCCUGCAAUGUUUUUGAGAAGUUGGUGACUCUGUCUGUAAGCAAGGUUUGCUUGCAUUAAGCUCUUGCACUCUUAUCUUUGUGUUUGUUCACAUUAGGUUCUGGUAUUCUUUUUUUAAAAAAAGAAUGAUGGGUAUCUAUUAUGCAGAAAGCACAAUUUGUGGAGGAAAAGUUUAUUUGUUGGUUUCCUCUCCCCAUUUAGAUGCAACCUGCGGAGAGCCGCCUGCAGUUGCCAGUGCUGACAUUGUGGCGGGGACAGCAGAGAUCUAUCUGCCUGACCACGAGGUGCAUUAUCAGUGCCAUGAAGGUUUUGAAAUCUCUGGAUCGCCUAAUGUAACAUGUCAAAAUAAGGAGUGGUCAGAUCCACCGACAUGUGUAGGUAAGACCUGGCAUUGCAGGUGAUGAUGAUGAUAUUUUUUAUUAUUUAUACCUCACCUAUCUGGCUGGAUUUCCCCAGCUACUCUGGGUGGCUUACAAGAUAUCUAAAAACAAAAUAAAAGCAUCAAUCCUUAAAAACUUCCCUAAACAGGGCUGUCUUCAGAUGUCUUCUAAAAGUCAGAUAGCUGUUUAUUUCCUUGACAUCUGAUGGGAGGGCAUUCCACAGGGCGGGCGCCACUACCGAGAAGGCCUUCUGCCUGGUUCCCUGUAACCUCACAUCUCGCAGUGAGGGAAUUGCCACCAGGCCCUCGGAGCUGGACCUCAGUGUCCGAGCAGAACGAUGGGUGUGGAGACUCUCCUUCAGGUAUACUGGGUUCCUGAUCUUCCUUCUGUGUGCCAAAUAUAAACGUGAAAAAGGAUGUGGAAGAAACUGGGAAGAGAUUACAAAAUGUCUGAUGGCCAAGGCAGAUAUUUUAUUUCUGACUUAAAACUGGAGGCGUGCUUUACUGUUACAGCCAAAGAAGUUUAUUUUUAAAGUCCUAACAAGGAGAAUUAUCCACCUGUGUGAGUCCCUGUUUUCCGUGUGCCCUCCUCUGAAAGCUGGCAAUUUUGCCUCUGCAGUGGAAAAUACUGCAUGAUAGAAUGGUAUCCCAGUGUUAAGACAUGCCUCUUUCCAGUCAGCCUCAGAUGGGGAAGGGCAGCAAUAGAGCAUGGAAACUGCCUCUCAUACUGUGCAUUUUGGGCUCAAAGAAGACUUGAAUUGUAUAGGAGAAUUUCAAUAUUGCAAUGUACUAGCAGGGAUCGAAGACAGGUUUUGUAUGCGCAAUGCGCCACGUUCAGUCCCUGGCAUCUCCAGGUGGAGCCUAGGACAAACCCCUGCCUGACCUCCUGGAGAGCCUCUACCAGUCCAUAUGGACCAGGGAUGGGGAACCUGUGGCCCCCCAGAUGUUGUUGCACUUCCCAUCAUCUCUGACCAUCAACCUUGCUGGCUGGGGAUGAUGGGGGAUGUAGUCCAACAACAUCUGGAGGGCCACAGGAUCCCUGACACAGAUAAAAUUGAUCUAGGUGGACCUCAGUGCUUUUUGUGUUCCAGGCAGCAGGGAAGAAGAGUUGCCAUAUGCACCUUGACUUACCCUUAAAUGACCCAAUACAGCUGCCAUUUUCAGGGACUUUUCUUCCUGGACUCAUUUACAAAAGUGUAGUGCAGGUGGUUUUCCACAAGGCAAGACACAGUGAUAACAACAAGAACCUUUAUUGAACUAACAGAACUGGACAACAGGGGCAAAGGAACUGCUUAUGUACAUUUCUGAAGGCCUGGGCCACUCCCACUCCCAACGUGAUUGGCUGCCUAAACUUCCAAGCUGUGAAUUAUGACUCGAAGUUUAAGGGCCAAUGGCAGAGGCCCAAAUCCUGAAAUGUUCUGUGAUUGGAUAUAAUGUAUCGAAUCAGAACAUAGGGGCUCAGAAUUCUUAGUCCAGACUCAAACUCAGGCAAACACAGACCACUGAAUACAUAACAAAAAGCAAACACUUUUGACCUCUAACUUUUAUAACUAAGAAUGACAGCACUGGGGUUGCAAAUAGCAGGCUCGUGGCUUGAGGUUGCAACCCCGCAAGCAUGUGCUCUUUUCUCAGCUUCCUCCAGUGCAAGUUUAUUCUGAGUCGAACAGGGCUCUUUCCUAAGUCUAUGUGUUUAUGGUAGAUAGGAGUAGAUAGGAGCCUAUACCCUCGAUGGGGGUUGGAGACCAGCAAUUCUCACAGUUAGGACAGUAUCCUCUCUUAUGACAUAUUUUGUCCAGUCUCAGAAUGUUGGAACAAACUGGUAGGUGUUGUUUUGUGGGAACAGAAUGCAUUUUCAAGGAUUGAAGAAGCUUUCUCUAUCAUUUCAGAUGUAACAUGCCCUCCCCCACCCCGGGUUUCUAAUGGUCAGAUUACGACUGAUCUCAAGCAAAGGUACUUGCCUCUUGAGAAGGUCCGCUAUCGCUGUCGCCAAGGAUUCAGCCUUUUUGGAGCUUUUACAGUAAAGUGUGUGAACAAAGAAUGGUCAGCAUCACCAAGAUGCAUAGGUAUUUGAUGUCCAAUUUUUAAAUAGUCUAAAAGAGAGGAAUAUAACAUUCUUCCUUUUAAAAAAAUAAAGUUGUAUGUUAAAUUUUGCACUGUGCGGAUUCUUGCAUAGUCUUGGACUGUCAUUUAUUAUUUACCUUCUGCUAAUCUCUGGGCUAUGAGGAAUAUACCAGAGGAAGUCAAGACUGAAGUGUUUACUAUGGGAAAACCAACAAGCUUCAUCUAGAACAGGCCUGAUGGAGAUUCCUAUGGGAUUACUCAGUAGUUGGAGGUGGUAGUUUUCCUUCAUUGACCAAUCAUCACGAUUGUGAUUGGGAAGAAAUCCAUGCAGACCAAAUUGGUCUUCUACAGCACAAGGUGGCUUGCGAUGCUUAUUUAAAUCAAUUUGAGCUAUUUGCGAUGUAAUCAUCUGUUUGUGGCACAUGUUGAUCUAGACUGUCUAUGCCAAUCUGAUUCCAGUCUCCCUCCCAGAUGACUGUGAUUCAUAGCAAAGAAUAGACUAGAAGUAUUUUUGUCUUUUCCAGCACUAGUAGCCAUUGUCCCUUGAACUGUAAUAAGUACAGAAGAACUGAGAUAUCUCAGCCUUUCUAUAAUAAAUUCAAGUGGAAUUUAUAGUACUUGAUGCAUUCUCAAGACACACACGUGCCCUCUUGUUCUCUAGGAAAUUGUUGAGUCAAUUGUUCAGCUGGAUUACUCAGCUCUAGAUGACUGGGAGCUGCCUGUGUACCUUGAAGUAUGCCAUUUGAGGUGGUGAGGGUUGUGUUGUUAUAUGUGUUGUGGAUCAUUUAGACAUUCGUUCCAUCAUUUGGCUAACGCUUAUAACCUCAUAAGUAAGAAUAACAUUAUGGUUUUUUACACCAUCAAUGCAUAAGGUGCUUUAAAGCAUAAGAGUGGGGGUGGAGGGGAGACCAUGCAGAAAAAUAAGAACAGGUCCGUUCCUGAAAGAGCUUACAAACUGAACUUUAGUAGACUGGAGAGGUAGGAACAUAAACACAAUACUGGAUGAGACUAAAGGUUCAUCUACUGUGCUUUGCACAGUACCUAACAGGAUGGCUUUGGAAAACCCACAUGGAGGACAAAAUCUGGACGGCGACAAGGCAAGAAAGAGAGAGGUGAAUAGGUCAUAUUCAAAUAUGUCUGCCCAAAUUGAUGGGGUGCACCCUGCCUCAUCCCAUCCCACUUCAGACAUUGCUAAGCAGAAAGCCAAACACUUCAUGGCAAAGGCGGUUUUAGAACCAGUGGAAUGACCCCCAUUCAACUGCAGCAAACUUAGUGCUUCAAGAUGUUGAUGGACUGCAACUCCCCUGACCAUUCGCCAUUCUGGGACUGACUGGAGUUGUAGUCCAGCAAUAUCUAGAUAGCAUCACACUCGCUACCCCCAAGUUGCAUGUUUGGGGCAGGAAUUCCAGACAUCACAGGCAGAAAGGAAAAAAACUAACAGAGGUGUUUAUGGAAGCACAAGAUAUUCAGGCACCAGCAUUUUAUAAACUUCUAUGCUUCUGCAGGGGACACGGGUGGUGCUGUGGGUUAAACCACAGAGCCUAGGACUUGCUGAUCAGAAGGUCGGUGGUUUGAAUCCUCGCAACGGGGUGAGCUCCCAUUGCUCGAUCCCUGCUCCUGCCAACCUAGCAGUUCGAAAGCAUGUCAAAGUGCAAGUAGAUAAACAGGUACCGCUCUGGUGGGAAGGUAAACGGCGUUUCCGUGCGCUGCUCUGGUUCACCAGAAGCGGCUUAGUCAUGCUGGCCACAUGACCCGGAAGCUGUACGCCGGCUCCCUCAGCCAAUAAAGCAAGAUGAGCGCCGCAACCCCAGAGUCAGUCACGACUGGACCUAAUGGUCAGGGGUCCCUUUACCUUUACCUUUUAUGCUUCUGCAGAAUCAUUUUUUACAAAUAGACACUUGCAAGACACCGAAAGAGAUUUUCAAAAACAGCAGAAUAUGAUAAAUUUUGAUAGUGAAGAGCUGAGCAAAAUUCAGAGGACAGCCGGCUCCUCCCCCCAAUGAGAUCCCAUCCAUGUCAAAAUAGGUUCUAGUUGUUUUAAUGAUUGGUCUAUUUGACCAACUAAGGAGGUGCUGAUAGAAUGUCAGCCACACUUGAAGAGACAUUAGAAAGACAAUUUGUUCACUGAUUAUUUCACCCAGCAGAUAUACAUAGCUCAAUAAAACAUAUAUUAAAACUUUUCUUCCUUUUUAAAUUAAAUCUUUGCAUGAUACUUUUCUUUUUUCCUGAUGUAGAAGCUGAAUUAUAGAAAUGCUUGUGUGCACAGCCAUAUGUGUAAUCCUAAUAAGUGCCAUGUAAUAGAUUCCUUUUUCUGUUUCAAUGCAUCACCACAGAUGCUGCGGGAAAAUGUGGUCCUCCACCUCCUAUUGAAAAUGGAGACUUUCUGGGUACGGCAACUUCGGAAUAUAUGCCAGGGGCAUAUGUACAGUAUAAGUGCCAAGCUUUCCACGAACUACAAGGAAAUCAAUAUGUACACUGUGUCGAUGGGCACUGGACAGAUACACCAACAUGCACAGGUACAGGAAAUUUCUCUAAAUCUUUGCUUUUUCUAUUCUAUUGAAGGAUAUUCAAUAAAUUCAAAAACUUGUGACCUAGUGGCACCAGUGUGGUGUCAGCAGUUGGCAUUGUUCUAUCUGUGUUUUUGCUUUUAGUUACCCUCCAUCCCAGCUCCUCCCACAAACUACAGGUAGUUCUCUCAUGAAGCAAAGUGAGCCACCCACCAAACUUUGGAUGCCUUUACUGAUAAUAGGCAGCCAUGUGGGUCGUUCCCUUUGCAAGGUUUUCCUCUCAGACACUGACUUUCCACUUUCCUUGCAGCAGUGAAUUCAAAUUCCCCUCAGUGCCUCUUCCUGCAAACAGCUGCAUCAACAAACUAUUAGAUGGGCCUUAAGGUUAAUCACAUCUAUAAUGAGCCUUCAAACUUCACGUUGUAAUGUUUUGGACAAAAAACAAUAGUUUAAGAAGAACAUUAACAAUAACCACUUGUGGAGACCAUAUUGUUCUUUACUCCAGAUAAGGCAAAGGGACAGGAGAUAUCUUACGGUUGUUGCAUCUUCUGACAAAAUUUGGGCUGUCAUUACAGGCAACCCUCACAUCUUGUUCUGCUGUUACUGAAUACCCUGAUAGGCCACAAUAAAACGUUCCUCCAUGACUUGAUCAUGGAUGAGGGGGCUGACCUGCUAUCUUCCUCACCAGGAAGCCAAUCCACCUGGGAGCCAGGGUUGAGUUGUUCCUGCUGUUGGGCCAGAGACACAAAACAGGGAUCCUGUUGAUGUACUGUUCGAUCUGAUGUUCACCAGCCUCUCUGUUUAAGCUAGUGGAGAUGAUCUGGGGAGUUGUACUGGAGAAUCCCCAAGCACUUCAUAGAAUCGUAGAGUUGAAAGGGACCCCAAGGGUCAUCCAGUCUAAGCCCCUGCAAUGCAGGAAUCUCAGCAUCCAUGGCAGAUGGCUAUCCAACCUCUGCUUCAAAACCUCAAGGAAGCAGAGUCCACAACCUCCCGAGGGAGGUGGAACAGCUCUUACUGUCAGAAAGUUUUUCUGGUGUUUAGUUAGAAUCUCCUUUCUUGUAACUUGAAGCCAUUGGUUUGAGCCAGAGCAGGAAAAAACUAGCUUGUUCCCUCUCCCAUGUGACAGCCCUUGCAAUAUUUGUGCUUGGACACUUCAUUUACAUGCUGAGGCUGCAUAUUCUGGACUGAGUCAAGGACCUCAUAGCUACCAGUGUGGUGUAGUGGUUAAGAGCCAGUGUGGUGUAGUGGUUAAGAGCGGUAGUCUCCUAGUCUAGGGAACCGGGUUCAUAUCUCCGCUCCUCCACAUGCAGCUGCUGGGUGACCUUGGGCUAGUCACACUUCUCUGAAAUCUCUCAGCCCCACUCACCUCACAGAGUGUUUGCUGUGGGGGAGGAAGGGAAAGGAGAAUGUUAGCCGCUUUGAGACUUCUUUGGGUAGUGAUAAAGCGGGAUAUCAAAUCCAAACUCUUCUUCUUCUUCUAUCAUGACAACAGCCACAUACUGCUAUAUAAUAUAUAAUAAUAUUGGUAUCAGACCCCAAUUCAGAAAGCACCCAAUUAAAUGUGGACUGCUACUGAUGGUUUCUUCACAUUGGCUGAAUCUCAACUCAGAAAAUCUAAAGCUUGUGACUCCCAAUUGGUUUUAAUGGGGAAAAUAUUCAAAUUGCUAUUUAUUUAUUUAUUUAUUUAUUCACUUGACAGAAGCUUUACUUAUUUUUCCUCAGAGGAGACCCACUGAUGGGACCACAUUAUCAAUCUCAAUUUAUUUCAGUGGGUUUGACUUAGUAUGACUAACUUUGGACACAAUCCACAGGGUUGGUUUUCGUUUCUCGUUUUGGUCAAGUGAAUUCCUCGUUGUCAAAUUAAUCUCUUAGAUGACAUGAUUUGUGCCUUUCUACAGUUCCUUGUACAGCAACUGAAGAAGAUAUGAAUCAAAACAAUAUACGGCUGAAGUGGACAUCCACUCGGAAAAUCUAUUCCACAUCUGGAGACGAGACAGAGUUUGCCUGCAAAUGGGGCUUUCAGCAAGAUCCAUCCUCGCCUCCCUUCAGAGCCCAAUGUAGAGAGGGCAAGUUGGACUACCCAAGAUGUAUACCUGUAGGUACAUUGCAGGUAAAGCAUAAUAACAGAAAAAUCUAUGAUUUUUGUUUAGCUAUAGAAAGCAAUGUGCAUUACAAAAUAAAUGUUUUUGAAAUUUUCUUGGUCUACAGCAGAUUUUCGAUUCCCCCCCCCAUCUAUACCCGUUUUUCUCAUCUCCUCCCAGAGUUACUCUUCUUUGUUGUUCAUCAUCUCUUAUUCUCUCCUCUCACCUUCCCUUUCUUUCAUUGCUUUCUCCUUUCUCUCUCAAAGUCCUAGACAGAAUUAAAAUGAGAAAAAGUAGUUCUGCUGCCACAAGUAAAGCCCAAAGUAAGCCAUGACACAAUCCACCUUUGGGUAUGAAAUGCCACAAGUGUGUUAGUGCUUCCUUACUCAGCCUUUAGAAUAAAUUCACCAGGACCAUUUAAACUUCAGUGCUCCUAAGCAUCAGAAUCGUCACAUUGUGGAGUAAGCAUCUCUUGUUGCUCUUUCACUCUGAAUGAAUGGAUUCAUGAUAUUUCCCAGGAUAGUUCCAUAAUUCACACACACAAACCCCCAAAAAAUCUCAGCUGGUCUCAUAUAUACAGCAGCAGUGUGGUGUAGUGGUUAAGAGCAGUAGACUCAUAAUCUGGUGAACCGGGUCUGCGUCUCUGCUCCUCCACAUGCAGCUGCUGGGUGACCUUGGGCUAGUCACACUUCUUUGAAGUCUCUCAGCCCCACUCACCUCACAGAGUGUUUGUUGUGGGGGAGGAAGGGAAAGGAGAAUGUUAGCUGCUUUGAGACUCCUUAAGGUAGUGAUAAAGCAGGAUAUCAAAUCCAAACUCUUCUCCUCCUUCUUCUUCUUCUUCUUCUUCUUCUUCUUCUUCUUCUUCUUCUUUGCGGUGCAACACUGAGUCUGUAUUAGCACCUGAUUUCUGACUGGUUUUUCAAGUCCCCGCGACGGGAUGAGCUCCUGUUGCUCGGUCCCUGCUCCUGCCAAUAUAGUAGUUUGAAAGCAUGUCAAAGUGCAAGUAGAUAAAUAGGUAAAUAGGCUCCAGGGGGAAGGUAAACGACCUUUCCAUGCGCUGCUCUGGUUCGCCAGAAGUGGCUUAGUCAUGCUGGCCACAUGACCCGGAAAAACUGUCUACAGACAAACGCCAGCUCCCUCGGCCUAUAGAACAAGAUGAGCACUGCAACCCCAGAGUCAUCCAUGACUGGACUUAACUGUCAGGGGUCCUUUACCUUUUUUAAUCUUGGGUUGAGUCCAACCCUUUAAAUUAGUGUUAAAGUUUACCUAUCAAUAUCAGAAAUGUUUGCCUAACAAGGCAUAUUUUGCACAUGUGGAAUGCGAUUUUUAAUGCCAUCACUCACAGAAAAUGAUGUUUGACCUUUUAUUGUAACACAGAUAAUUUGGAAAGUAAUAAUGGCAGCAAUGAUUGUGCAAUGGGGUUAUCAGUGUCUGUUGAGUGACUCUAGACAAAAAAAAAUUGAAACGAUCUUAUAAUUAUUACAUAGUGUUACUUGCAUAUGGAACCAGUUUAAUAUAAUAAAUUAAUCAAAGACUCUUAGUAGGUAUCUACACAAAGGAUAAUUAUAUAUGUAUGUAACCUUACAUUUUCAUUGCUUACUUUCUAUUUAGCAGUGACAACAAAAGUAAUUGGAAGAAGCAUACAGAAGACAUUUUUAACCAGCACCUGAUCUUCAAAAUUCAUUGAUGAUUUAUUUUUAAUAUUAUCAAAUCAAGCUACUUCUUCACAAACACCAAUAGAUUUUCCCAUGGAUUAUAUGCAGCUGCUCACAAUGGAUCAUGGGCCUAAAAUUGGAAGCCUACUUCCUUGAAGACACACUCGUAACAUUUAAGGAUUGAUACAAUGAGUAUAGAUGUAGGCCUGGUUCACUUACAAUAAUUUCUACUUUAAAGCAUCUUGGAAAAUGUUAUAGGAAGGAAAGAAAUACACCAGGAGACAAUAACCCAAGAGUUUUAUAUAAACAUUUCCAGCUCUGGACUUUUGAAUUCUCAGUGAGUACUAGCAGCUGUAAAUAAUACACUAGUUGUGUAAAACUGCAGUGAAUUUUUGUAAGCUUGUAGGGCUAUCAUGUUCAUUAAAAAAUAAAAAUAAAAGCACUUGUUUAAAAAAAAUUAUGUCCUUUGUUAGUAUAUAAUAAAAACAAAUAGCAUACAAAUUAUUGUUUUUUAAUGUACUAGUAGCAAACUUACUAUGGGAGGAAACCCCAUUGAGUACAUUGAAACUUACUUCUGGGUUAACGUUUAUAGGAUUGUAGUAUUACAGAGGCGGAUUUAGAUCAGUGUGACUGGUUCUGCUGCACUGGGCACUGAGCCUGUGGCAUCACAGGGCAUCGCAACUAUGACAUGGUGAAUUGAACAGAACAGAAGGGGGGGUUGCUGAAUUUGGGCCCCACAUAGGACACUGCUGAAAUCUGAAAGACCACAUUAUGCCCCUGACUAUUACUAUUGCUUGUGAAUAUGCUCAGAUAAGUGUAUUGACCCUUUGGCAUAUUAACAGCCCCACAGAUGAGAUAUGUGGCUGCAUUGGUGGCUACUGGAAUUUGGGAGUAAAGAUCUGUUUCUUAUGUCCUUAAAUCCCAGUAUUAACAAACCAUGAAAGUAUCUGUCAAAUCAACCUUUCUAGUCCUGUUUUCCACAGUAAGCAAUCAUAUACCUCUGGUACGCCCAAAAUGCAACAACAUUAUCUUGUGCAUGUUUCCUAACUAGGGAUAGAUUUUGUUUCUUUUGCUUCUCUGUUUCCCAAUCUUAAGUUCUCUUGCUCCCUUUAUAUAUUUUGCUGUUUUAUAAAUG